Messenger RNA from Podarcis lilfordi (Lilford's wall lizard), 66537 nucleotides. NCBI's taxonomy places the organism in Eukaryota, Metazoa, Chordata, Lepidosauria, Squamata, Lacertidae. The record is from the annotation of a GenBank genome assembly.
GCAGAGUUUGCAAACCUCCACCUUGGGGUGGCAGCGGGGUGGGGUGGGGAUUCAGUGAACAAUGGAUGCCCAGGAAAGAGCUGCCCUAGACAUUUCUACCCGAAACCCCCAAGAGGACUUUGAACUUCUUCUGAGAGUUGGCGGAGGGACCUAUGGAGAAGUCUAUAAGGUAAGCAACCAAACCGCUGCUCCUUCCUGGAGAGACUGAAUGGCUGAGGGCAUCACACAUUUGGGGCUACGACUUCCACAGCUGCACACUUCUUUGAAGUCUCUCAGCCCCACUCACCUCACUGUUUGUUGUGGGGAAGGAAGGGAAAGGAGAAUGUUAGCCGCUUUGAGACUCCUUCGGGUAGUGAUAAAGCGGGAUAUCAAAUCCAAACUCCUCCUCCUCCUCUUCUUCUUCUUCUUCACACUAAUUGACCAGCAAAAACAGGAUUCCUCAUAAUAUAAUCUUAGCUCUGGCAGGGAAAACCCACCUCUUCCUUUUGCAUCAAUUAAAAUGCUCUAUUUUAUUCUUGGUUUCGUCCCCUGCCGGGUAUAUUUUGUAAUCUCUGUGCCACUCUUUGAAACAUCCAGCGUUGCCAAUCACUGGAGCUGUUUAAAAUAGGAAAAGCAUCUUCGGCAAUACAGCCGCAUACUAAUUGAACUGGGUUUGAGGACAAAAGAAAUAAAUAUGGAGUAGGGUUCGCCUGUGGAACUCAUAGCUGCAUGAUAUUGGAAAAGCUGAGAAGUGUGUUGUCGGCCACAUUUUCAUCCCACAAUUCCCCUAAAGACCUUGGGGAAACCUUGAUCACUCCCUCCUUUUAUCUUCACAGCAACAUUGUGGUGUAGCUUAGCGCAGUCCUAUGAAUCUUUAGAAGUAGCGACAACUGUGCUCAAUUCUUUGAUGCGUUCCUCCCGGUAUGUGCGCCAUUGCCGUCCUAGUGUGUGUCAUAGCUGAACAUGAAUUCAUUGCUCUGUUGAGCGCUUCAUCCACCACACAAUGCUGGUCUCUGUGCCCAACGCACUGCCUGCUUUUUAAAGCUGCGAGACAGGCUACACUUCGACUGGGAGAGAAAGCGCAUGGCAGAAAGUCCUUCUGUCUGCCUUGGUAAUUCUCUCCAUGGAACAUAAGAGAGGUAAAUGCGAGGGACAUUUAUGGGAUGGCCACUUUAAGUAAGAGAUGGAGGCUCCCUCUCCCCUAACAAUGUGAAAUCAGAAAAGGACAGGUAAAAUGUUCAAUGUGGUAGAGGCUAAGCAAAUCAGUCUCUUAAACUUAAGCCAAGAAAAAGUAGUCUCUAUAAGAUUAAAUAUCAAUAUACGUAUCAAGAGCACGAUUUCUGUUCUCAUCCUGAAGCAAAGUUCUUAACCUGAGGUACUAUUUCUGGGUUGGCAGAGUCUGUAACCUGAAGCGUAUGUAACCCGAGGUACCACUGUAGUUUUUUCUCUCCUGUUGUCACACUAGAAUUCGUGGAUGUUCAGUGAAGCUGAAUGUUGUAAGAUGGGCCAUUGUAAUUCGGCAGGCUCCAAAUGAAGGACCAUCUGGUCCUCUCAAAAGGUCAGAUUUGGCCCUUGGGGACUCUAGUUCCUGACCUCUCCUCCUCACCUUUCCCUCCUCAUUUCCAGCUCAAGGCUCAGCCUUAGCAGCUCCUUUCACUGGUUGGAAAACGUGAUGGGUACAUUUAUUUCUUGGGCCAUAAGCCGCCAUGACAGGACGUGGGUGGCGCUGUGGGUUAAAGCACAGAGCCUAGGACUUGCUGAUCAGAAAGUCGGCAGUUCGAAUCCCCACGACGGGGUGAGCUCCUGUUGCUCGGUCCCUGCUCCUGCCAACCUAGCAGUUCGAAAGCACGCCAGUGCAAGUAGAUAAAUAGGUACCGCUCCGGCGGGAAGGUAAACGGCGUUUCCAUGUGCUGCGUUUCUGGUUUGCCAGAAGCAGCUUAGUCAUGCUGGCCACAUGACCUGGAAGCUGUAUGCUGGCUCCCUCGGCCAAUAAAGCAAGAUGAGCACUGCAACCCCAGAAUCGGCCACGACUGGACCUAAUGGUCAGGGGUCCCUUUACCCUUUAAGCCGCCAUGAGAAGUAUAAAUGCAGAAUAAGCACCUGGGACGCUUCUAUAGUUAUCUAUUUCUAUUGCCAGCAAAUGGAAAUUGAAUUUUGGUUGACUUUGACUGCAAUAGACUGUUCAAGAUACCUCACAACUUAUCUCCUUGUAAGCAUCAUGUGCACAGACACAAAAUGUGAAAAUUAACAGCGUUAGCAGAAGAACAAAGUAUUGCUGUUGAAGAGAAUGCUUCGGAACACAUACUUUCCCUACCCCUUCCUGACACAGGUUUCCCCUGCGCAUCUGGUUUUAGUGGGUUGUUAUUGUUGUUAUCUUUAAAUUAUCUGCGUUCAUAUAUUUGUCCCAAGUUGGGAUUCAAGGAGGCUGAGAUCACUUAAAGACAACUUCAUAAAAUCCAAAGUAAUAGAAACAAACUAGUUAAAACAGGAAUUGAGAUUCUUCAGAACACAUUUAGUACCAGCAAUUAAAAUCCAAUUUGCCUUGAUAGGGACCCAGCAAUCAGCACAAUCUGAACCUUAGUUUCCAAAGGCCUGUCUAAGCAUGAAGGCCUCAGCCUGUUGGGGGAAGGAUAACAAAGAGGGAGCCAAUCUAACCUCUCUUGGGAGGGAAUUUCAUAAUAUGGGAGCCACUACAGAAAAGGCUCUCUCUUGUGUCACCAUGAACCACGCUUUUGGUGUUGAUGGGAGCCAAAGAAGGUGCUCACCCCAGGAUCUUAGCAUGUGGGCAAGUUUGUAUGUUGUUGUUGUUUAGUCGUUUAGUCAUGUCCGACUCUUUGUGACCGCCCUGGACCAGAGCACACCAGGCACUCCUGUCUUCCACUGCCUCCCGCAGUUUGGUCAGACUCAUGUUGGUAGCUUCGAGAACACUGUCCCACCAUCUUGUCCUCUGUCGUCCCCUUCUCCUUGUGCCCUCAAUCUUUCCCAACAUCAGGGUCUUGUCCAGGGAGUCUUCUCUUCUCAUGAGGUGGCCAAAGUAUUGGAGCCUCAGCUUCAGGAUCUGUCCUUCCAGUGAGCACUCAGGGCUGAUUUCCUUCAGAAUGGGUACGUUUGAUCUUCUUGCAGUCCAUGGGACUCUCAAGAGUCUCCUCCAGCACUAUAAUUCAAAAGCAUCCAGGUUUGUAUAGGGAGAUACAAUAUUCCAGGUAGCCUGGGCCCGAUCCCCAUCUAAGCCCCACCAUCCACCCCUUCUUAAAAGGAGCUUGCCUGCCUUCUGAUACUACUGGUCGGAGAAGAAUUAUAAUGGGAAGUGAAUAACUGGGAAUUGUUCGUAUGUGGACGAACCCCAUAGCUUUUCUGCAGCAUCUAGAAAAGCUGUUAUUCCUGAGAGGUGUUCCCAGGGAAUGCUCAGAAUGGCAGCAACUUCUGCAAAUUGUACAGGGAGAGGGGAGAAAUUGGUUUCGGAUCACAUUUCCUGGUUCAGUUCCCGAAACAAUAUGCAAACUGAAACUCAGCUAUCCUUCAGAAUUUGCAUUUUACAAAAAUGUUCACGCACCAGGGGAAAGUGUGACAAGAAUUGAGGACAUUGGUGAAAACAACAUAGGAAAAGACAUUGGGUUGGGGGGGGGAACAACUGGUGGCAAUAAUAAACAUAAUAUUAAUAGUAAUAAAUAUUAUUAUUUGCACCCUGCCCUCCCCGGCUUGAGCCGGGCUCAGAGUGGCUAACAUCAUAUAAGUGUUUAUUAGCAGAAAUUGGCACUAAAAAGCUGAUGGAUUUUUCAUGAGGGCUCUUGAUUAAAAUUUGGAAACUGAGGCAGAAUGAGAUGAAUGUAAGAUCGGGGGGGGGGAUAGAAACUGGGGAAAAAUGAAAUGGACAGAAAGCACUUUGUACUUAUUUUUGUCCCACAGUAUUGUUGUUAAUAAAUUUGUGAGUAAAAAUGGUUGCAUGUACAUACCAGACCUUUAAAGGACCCCACCUUCAAAAAGGAAUUUCAGGAAUUGUAGUUUACCCCCCCCCACAAGCUACAGCUCCCAGCACCCUUACCCAACUAAUUAUUAUGUGUUUAUUACAGUUACUUACUGAAGUUCCCAAGUUUCUUUGAGGAGGGGAAUGGGUGAAUCUGGCACAUGUGUACAGUGGUACCUCUGGUUAAGAACUUAAUUUGUUCCAGAAGUCUGUUCUUAACCUGAAACUGAUCUUAACCUGAAGCACCACUUUAGCUAAUGGAGCCUCCUGCUGCCGCCACGCCGCCGCUGCAUGAUUUCUCAUCCUGAAGCAAAGUUCUUAACCCGAAGUACUAUUUCUGGGUUAGCGGAGUCUGUAACCUGAAGCGUCUGUAACCUGAAGCAUCUGUAACCCGAGGUACCACUGUACAUAAAUUUUAGAAAGGGGCAAGAUUAGAUGCAGGUGCACAAAGCAUUCUUGUACAGCGGUACCUCGGGUUAAGAACUUAAUUCGUUCCGGAGGUCCGUUCUUAACCUGAAACUGUUCUUAACCUGAAGCACCACUUUAGCUAAUGGGGCCUCCUGCUGUUGCCGUGCCGCCACCAUACGAUUUCUGUUCUCAUCCUGAAGCAAAGUUCUUAACCUGAGGUACUAUUUCUGGGUUAGCGGAGUCUGUAACCUGAAGCAUCUGUAACCUGAAGCGUCUGUAACCCGAGGUACCGCUGUACACAGCUUUAAGUUUCCCUACAACAUGCCUUGGUGGUUUCAAGGCCUGGAAGCACCCCUUUCCCCUCUGGUUUGCCAGUUUCUAUCUCCAAGGCCUCGUGGAGGAAGGGCAGCUUGUGUUGCAAGCCCACCUCCCACUUAAUGUAACGGCUCACAUCCUGCUUCAUACUAUCAAAGGAGCCGAGCGCUGCAGCUGUAUCCUCUGCCAAAAUAUUUCAGCUUGCGUUCUUCUCCUUCCCCUCUAAGCAGUCUCCCACUUUGAGCUGCGGGAUGCAGGUCCCAAGCAAGGUGAGGCCACAGGAAUUCACAGUCGAAUCUCCUGCCUGUUUAUAAGGCGUUUACAUUGCACUUGAGGUGGCAUGUAUCUUUCCCAUGCGCGUGCCUUUGUCGCGCCCUGUUUUAGCCUCCUGCAACUGCGACGAGUCCCGGCAGGCCCUGCGAAAAGCCCGAUGGGUCAUUUGGAGGGUGCGACGGAUCCUCUUGGACUUCGGCACACCAUGUGACGUCAUGCACACUCUACGUUAGGUCAACCGGUCAGGCACCCACAGUCAGAAUUUUGUGGGUGCCUCAGGACCCAGGCCCCGCUCCCCGAGUUGGUGCCUAUACCCUAGAGGCUGCUGUAGUUGUUCCUUUGUCUGUUAUUGCUAUGCUUUAUUUGCUUAAUAAUAAUAAUAAUAAUAAUUUAUUAUUUAUACCCCACCCAUCUGGCUGGGUUUCCCCAGCCACUCUGGGCGGCUUCCAACAAAAUAUUAAAAUACAAUAGUCUAUUAAACAUUAAAAGCUUCCUUGACAUCUGAUGGGAGGGCGUUCCACAGGGUGGGCGCCACUACCAAGAAGGCCCUCUGUCUGCUUCCCCGUAACCUCACUUCUUGCAGUGAGGGAACCGCCAGAAGGCCCUCAGCGCUGGAUCUCAGUGUCCGGGCUGAAUGAUGGGGGUGGAGACGCUCCUUCAGGUAUACAGGACCAAGGCUGUUUAGGGCUUUAAAGGUCAGCACCAACACUUUGAAUUGUGCUCGGAAACGUACUGGGAGCCAAUGCAGAUCUCUCAGGACUGGCGUUAUAUGGUCCCGGCGGCCACUCACAGUUACCAGUCUAGUGGCCACAUUCUGGAUUAAUUGCAGUUUCUGAGUCACCUUCAAAGGUAGCUCCAAGUAGAGCGCAUUGCAGUAGUCCAAGCAGGAGAUCACUAGAGCAUGCACCACUCUGGCGAGACAGUCUGUGGGCAGGGAGGGUCUCAGCCUGCGUACCAGAUGGAGCUGGUAGACAGCCGCCCUGGACACAGAAUGGACCUGCGCCUCCAUGGACAGCUGUGAGUCCAAAAUGACUCCCAGGCUGCGCACCUGGUCCUUCAGGGGCACAGUUACCCCAUUCAGGACCUGGGAGUCCCCCCCCCCCGCCCCCUGUCCCCCCAAAACAGUACUUCUGUCUUGUCAGGAUUCAACCUCAAUUCGUUAGACGCCAUCCAUCCUCCAACCGCCUCCAGGCACUCACACGGGACAUUCACCGCCUUCCCUGGUUCUGAUUUAAAAGAGAGGUAGAGCUGGGUGUCAUCUGCAUACUGAUGUGCAUCUGGAUGAUAUCAUUGUAUUCCAGAUAUGCCCACCUGGCCACCCUUCCUGUGUUUUUCCCAACCUGAUUUGUGGCAAAAAUUUUGGGAGCAGAAGAAGAAGAGAAAGGAAAGGAAAGGAAAACAGCAUGUCAAUCGAUGUCAAUAGAAGCUGACUAAUUGAGGGGACAAUCAAGGGGCAAUUCACCCUCCAGCCACACUGAACAGGAAGCAAUAAAAGCGGCUGGAACUUGUAAUCAACGCUGCUGGGGUCUGCCUCCAAAAUAGAGUUUUUACUAUAUUUGCUUGUUGGAGAGGCUAUAGGUUGCUGGCAGCCAUUUCCUCUCCCUACAUGAUACAAAUCAGUGGUGUGGUGAGCAGCUAUACCCAGUAACAAGCUUGUGGUCCUGAUAAUUUCACAACUGCUGCUAGGCUGAACACAUUAUUUUUAUCUUUCUUUUUUUUUAAGAAAACCAUUUAUAUCUUCCUCAGAUGUAGAUCGGAAUGGCGUGAAAUAAGAAACCCCACCAUAAAAUUCAGCAGACACUAUAACAAAUACAGGAGAUAAUAGGUGUUAAGUUGUGGGUGAACAUAUCAGACGACACAGCGAUUCUUCAAACAGCUCUUGUUUAUUCAGAGGCCAGAACAGAACUGAACUGAAGGGCUCAGCCAGCCUGCUUAUAUAGAGCUCCAGUACCACGUUACUGUAACAACUUUCUAAAACUAUCCAGUCACUGAACGUCACUUUCGAUCCUUCAUUUGCAUAACUAUCUACAGCAUCCCUCUGCUGGCCCAGGGUGAGAACUUCAGUACAUAACAGGGUCACUAAAAUAUCUAGGAAGGCUCAAAACUGAUUUUAAUAAUAAUAACUCCCUGCAUAUUGGCAUCAGGCAGAUGUCUUCAUUACACCCUUUUCGGCUCCUGCUAAAAAAUAUUUUGUUCAGGUUAGGUACAAACCUACCCAGGUUUGCAGCAUGUUGAUAUGUGGUUUCAGCGUAUUGUUGAUUUUAAUCGGUUUUUUAAACCUUCAAAUAGCCGUUUUGUACUUGUCAUUGAUAAUUUUGUGCCAUUCUUUUUGCAAACUGCCUGUCCCCCAAAGAGAAGUCACAGGAAAAAGCCCAGCUUGUGUGUUUGCUGCUGUUACAUGAAUUUUAAGUGCACACACUCCAUAGAAAACCAAUCCUUCAUUCUUCAAAAUGAGGAAAUCUUUCUUCUUCUUUGGCGAUCCCUUGUAUCCGAGUAAGAUUGUCUUCCAUAAACACAGUUUCUGAGUCUGUGACUGUGGAGACCAAUUCUGGAUCCACACGUCCUUCCACAGUGGGGACAUAGGUUUCUGGACGGGAGCUGAUCACAGUGUGGAUUUGCCAAGCGUGCCUUCCUCUUAGCGCGUUUCUCCCUUUCGCCCUCAAUUUGAGCGUCUUCAAAACCUGUGACACCUUUGGUAAAGGCUGUUCUCCAAUUGGAGCUCUCAUAUAAAAAAACACUGUGAAAAUACUUUUAAAAAAAAGUUUUGAAAAAUACAUCAAAUUUGGCAUAGCUCACUUCCGCCAUCUGGUGCCACGUUCGCGUUUUGCACUUUGAAACACAUUUAAAACUUUUUGUUUGCAACUGUAUAGCCGAGACCCUGGUCUCCAGCCACGUUUAGGCCUUUGCCCAUCUUUUAAACACAUUCUCCUUUCUGUAUCUCCUCAGGCAAGGAACAAGGAGACAGGGAAACUGGCUGCUAUCAAAAUCGUAAAGAUGGAAGCAGGUGAGCGAGGAAAACGACCAGCUACUUUUCGGUGCGCCGCCGUAUCGUAAACCGAAUGAGCCCUGAAAUCCUUUCUCGCUGAGGAGUGCCAGAACUAAGGGGAAGAGUUGCUGUAUGCAUUUAAAGCAGUAUUCAACUUUUCCAGAUGCAUUUUUAACCCAAACAUGCCUUUGGGGACCCAUUUCGUAAUCUUUUUAAAAAGAAAACACACACCCCCCCACACUAAUUUUUAUUAAAAGUUUUCAGAUUUUACAUUUCCACAUUAACAUCUUUCAUUACACCCAUACAUUCAACGAUUUCCCUCCUUCCCCAUCCAAUGUUCUUUUAAUUUACCCAUAAUUCCUCCAUAUUCUUAUAUAUCCAUCUGAAUCAAGUCCCCCCCCGCCCCCAUUUUACAUUCCUUUUAAAUAGGUUACACUGUUGAAUUUACCUUAACACGGCCAGCGUUUUCAGCUGUGUACAAUUCUUUUGCCAUAUAUUUUGCAUGGAGGUUGUGCUCCGGCUGCGACUGACCGUGGAUCAGGCCCACUAGCGGGGAAUGACCCAUCACAAUAAUUACUAUUUAUUUACAUGGAAACCCCGCAGCUGAAGACCGGCUAUUUAAAGCACAUUCAGCGCAAUGUUUGAAGCACAUUCUUCCCCUACAAAUAAUCCUGGGAUUAUUUCCCAGCACCCUUAAGAAACUGCAGUUCCCGGGAGCUAAUAAUAAUAAUAAUAAUAAUAAUAAUAAUAAUAUGUCACCCAUCUGACUGGGUUGCCCCAUCACUCUAGGUGGCUCCCAACAGACUAUUAAAAACACAAUAAAACAUCCAACAUUAAGUUUUUUGAAGAUGCUUUAAAUGUGGUUCGAGACACCUUUUGAUGGGUGGAAGUCAGUCUCUAAAAUAAAGCUGGCUUGUGAAAAAGACACAGUCUGACCAGCUCAUCGCAGAAGCAUGGGUGCUCUUUCAUUCACUGUGUAUAUAUGCUCAGAAACCAAAUAUUUUUAAUUAUUGAGGGUGUUAACGGAGAAAUCUGAGGGCUCCCUUGGACAAAAAAACCAAGGACACCAGCCAGGAAUACCAGAGCAAAACAGCAGCCAGUAGGCUUGGUCUUGAUUGAAGACUGUCCGCAGGACUCCCACCUGCCACAAGGUGGAACAAGAUGGAAGCCCCGAACAAAAGAGAACCCAAACUUUUAUUAGCUGCUCAUCCCCAUGUUACACCCCCCCCCAAAACUACAUCACGGUUACAUCACGGUUACAUCAUGAAAGGGGAGGUCUGGUGGCCGUAAUCUGAGCAUCCUGGACCCUGCCCCAUGGUUCUCCUUGCCCUCCACCAAACACCCAUCAAGUGUAACAAAAAUGAUAUUUACAUUUCCCUGUUUCCCAGCCAAGUUAAUCACACCCUUUUGUCUUCAUCUGGGUUUGCUAUUUCUGGAAUGGCUACCUGUCUGGCACUCAGGUAUCAGGAUGCCAGGAAUUAUCACCCAGGCAUGAAGGUUAGAAAGAUGCUGGAAAGAAGUUAUAUGACUUUAAUAGAAACAUUAUAAAGAAUUAAGUAUGAAUAGAUUGACAUUGGGUAAAGAUGUAAAUUUAAGUCUAAAAUUUCGUUAAAUUAAAUUAUGGAACUAAAUUUGUGAAAGAGGGAAAGGACUUGCUAGAAUAUUUAACUGAACUAGAAUACAAAAAAGGAGGUGUGAGGAAAUCGAGGAAAUAAGCUAAUGAAAGAUAAGGAUAUGAAAAUAUGGGGGGGGGUUUGUAUGUUUGUUUGUUCUCUUUUGGGUUUUUUUCUUUUUUAAAUGUUUUUGUUUUCUUUUCUUUUUUCCUUUUUGUAUUGUUGAUGCUUUGUACUGCUGUAUCUGAUUUUGUUUUUGAGGCUUUGUAACUGUUUAUUGCUUAUUUUUCUCUUUUGCUUUUCUUUUCUUUUUUGUAAUGUUUAAACUUUAAUAAAUAUUUUAUAAAAAAAAAAAAAAGGAAUUAUCACCCAGGCAGAGGGGCUGCUGAGCAGCUGAGCUCACCUGUUUAUAUGAAUAUCUGAAGUUUUCCCAGUGAGCCAGUACAUAGGUACCGGUACAUUUAUCAGUGAAUUCUUACAUUUGGUAUCGUGCAGCAAAGGCCCUUGGAAUAGAUAGGAAGAAAUUGCGAUGAAGUGUUUUGUGGGGACAAAUCACAAAAGUCCCCAAAGCGAUUGUGCUGGUUUUGGUAGUGGGCUGCAUGUGCAUGAUAUCUGAUGGAGGGGCAACCCCCCCCCCAACCUAUACAUAAAUUCCUGCAACAAGGGGAGGGGGGAAACACAAAAUUUGAUGGACUCCGGUUCGUAUGAAGCUUUUUGGUCCAACUCCCAUCAGGUUAGCCCAAGAAUGCCCACGUGAGCCAUCCUGAGGAGAUUUUGUUGAGAAGCCUGGCUGUCCACAUGGUACGAUUACGUUAUCGUCCUUUAUGAGGAUAUACUGCUUCCUUUGACUUUUUUAUUUACACCAUGUUUUGCAAAAGUCUCUAGGAAUGUUAAUCUUGGAACACCAAUAGUUAUUAAAACUUCUGCUAGAAGACAUAAAAUCACACUAAUAGACAUGAACAUUUAAAAGAUAAAGCCAAAUUACAAUACAAGAUACGACAUGCAAAAAUAUGAAAAUCACAGGUAAGCAAAUGGUAUCCAUAAUGUCCAUAACCUCUUCAAAUGUUAAUUACAGCGGACAUGCUCAUACUUCAAUCUUUAGUAUUUUAUAUUUAAGUGCUUGUUAUACCAGCAUAUUGUCUCUCUGUAUUUUUGAUAUCUUAAUCUUAAUGAUACUGUGAUAUUGUGAUGUGUUGACGCUGGUCUGUGACCAUAUUAAUCAAUUCAUUCAAACCUUUCACUCCUAACCUAGAUCAUGAUAUAUCCUGCAACUUAAAACCGGCAGGUAGAAGCACAUAACUUCGAUGGCACUCUAACGUUCAUUAAUUUGCAAUGUUUCUGGUCCAACUCCCAUCAAGUUUGCUUCCAAGCAUUGUCCACGUGAGCUCAUCCCUGAGUCACGGAUUCUGUUGAGAAGCCUGGCCGGCUCCCUCAGGGUAGAUUCAAAUCUCCUUUCUGGAAUGUUCUACUUCCUUUUUUUUGUUUUGUUUAUAAAAAUGAUUUAAAAAGUCUCUAGUCCUGUUACUUGAGGAGAAGCAAGCAGGCUGUAUUCUGCAAAAUGGCUGACCAAGGAGAAGGCCACUCCAGGCCUUCCUUGUGCUAAAGACUUUGUAUUAAUUCUUCAUAUUAUUAUAUAAUAAUAAUUGUGGGGAGAAGCUAAACCUUUUCAUCCCUCGCUGUAAUCCCAACCUUCCUUGAGAGAAAAUUCUUGUAACUUCCCCACGUCAAGACGAACCAUGUUACUUUUAUGUAACAUAUAUUUAGGGUGGGAUAUGCAAUUCUUUUGAACAGCCUCUGUAUCUGUUCUUGUUAGGGGACGCUUAUCUUCCUUUCUUGUUCUGUAACACCUGUAAAAGAUGGAAACAGCUUUUUAAAAAAUCCCCACCCUGUAUGCUAUCAGAAGCUCAUUGGAUUAAAGGCUCGAUAGAAAGAACAAUAUAUUUUGGAAUAAGAAGUUGCAAGUUUCAUGUCCGCCUUUAUGUAUUCUUUCUUUUUAUUUUAUUUUCCCGUGAUGGAAAUUUCUAUUUCUGUUUUUGUGUGUCCUUACCCCUCUGGGCAUGCACGCUUUGCAACAAUUUCCUCUUUUUAAUUCUAUUUUUCUUUAAAUAAAUAAAAACAAGAACAUCCUUCCUUUGGAGAGAACACCCCAGAAGUGUGAGGCAAAUUGGAUCACUUCUGUAAAUAAGUGCUUUCCUAGCACUUUUCCAGCUCCUUCAAUGCUGAGGUUUGAUUUUCUUGGAAAUUUGGCAGCAGAAGAGAGGAGGGGGCAGAUUAAGGUUAGAGGCUGCCAGUUGCCGACUUUUUAUUGUUGUUGUUCGCAGCUCACACCCACAUUUCUUUGGCAAACGCUGCAAAAGAGCGAAUUUAUUUUGUCGCAGCUGCCGUGCCAGUGCUGGACUUACAUAUAAGCUAAACAAGCUGUAGCUUAGGGCCCCACUCUCUUGGGGUCCCCCAAAAAAAUUUAAAGGAAAAAAAACUCCUGGAUGUGCAUUUCCAAAAUAUAAGAUAAAAAACAACAAAAAAAAAAACCCUACAUACAGCAACAGUGUUUUGUGUUGUGUAGGCUCCUGUGAUGUAAGUCAUGGGCCCCGCCUGAUAGCCUGCUCCCAAAAAUAUCACGGGUUUGCUCCUUUCUAUAUAUAGGGUGCCUACAUUCUGCAUGGACUGGUUGCAGGGCAACAUGCGCAAAUGGCUUGAGAUACCUAUGAGGUCCAUAAAUUAUCAGUACAUUUCCGAGCACAAUUCAAAGUGUUGGUGCUGACCUUUAAAGCCCUAAAUGACGUCCUCCCACCAGAUGUCAAAGAGAAAAAUAACUACCUGACAUUUAGAAGACAUCUGACGGCAGCCCUGUUUAGGGAAGCUUUUAAUGUUUAAUAGGUUAUUGUAUUUUAGUGUUUUGUUGGAAGCCGCCCAGAGUGGCUGGGGAAACCCAGCCAGAUGGGCAGGGUAUGAAUAAUAAAUUAUUAUUAUUAUUAUUAUUAAGCAUAUAUUCAACACACAAAAAAGCGACAAUUUGUUGUUGACAAAGGACAGCUGGACAUAUAAAGGGCUCCAUUACCUUCAGUUGCUUAGGGCCUCAUCAAACUUAAAUCUGGCCCUAGCCGUGACGUUACCGGUAAUUGUGUGGCUGAAAUCAACAUGCAGGGCUUUGACGAAAUGGAAAAAUAAAGCCCAGCAGCCACGAGAGGAGCACAAAGUGAAGGGGAAGAAUGUAACCUUUCCUCUCUCAGUUGCGGACCCGGCGAAAAUCCCCCCAAGCUGUGACAAUCGCCCACGGCAGUCGUGUUCCUUGGGGGCGGAGGUGGAGAGCUGUGGCUUCUAUUUACCGUAAAACAACAACAGCCCUGCCUGUUAUGUGCAUUCAUUCAAUUAAGCUGCAUGUGCACCAUGCGUUUCACAGAAUCAUAGAACUGUAAAGUUGGAAGGGCACCCCAAGGCUCAUCUAGUCCAACCCGCUUCAACACAGGAAUCACAGCUAAAGAACCCCUGGCAGACAGCCCCCCAACUUCUGAUUGAAAAGUCCGCUGCUUUCCGAGGGAGUCAGUUCCACUGUCCCUGUUCACGACGCUGAAGGACAUUUAAAGCAGGAGAAUAGGGGAGUUUUAUUACUUAGGCCAGAGAUGGCCAAACUCGGACCUCCAGAUGUUUUGGGACUACAACUCCCAUCAUCCCCACCUAACAGGACCAGUGGUCAGGUAUGACGGGAAUUGUAGUCCCAAAACAGCUGGAGGGCCGAGUUUGGCCAUCACUGACUUAGGCCAAUACAGUCAUACCUCGGGUUACAGAUGCUUCAGGUUGCGUUUUUUUGGGUUACGGACUGCCGAAAUUCAGAAGUCCCAGAAUGGGUUACUUCCGGGUUUUGGUGGUCGCACAUGCGCAGAAGCACUAAAUCACGCUUUGUGCAUGUGCAGAAGCACUGAAUCGCAACCUGCGCAUGCGCAGAUGCGCCACUGCAGGUUGUGAACACUGCGGGUUGCGAAUGUGCAUCCUGCACAGAUCACGUUCGCAACCCAAGCGUCCGCUGUACACCAAAGGACCAGUCUGAAAGGUUUAUGCCAUUAUAGCUCUUGUACAACAAGAGGUCAUUUUUAGUUAAUAGUUGGUAUAUCAUAUGACGCUCCUGUUGUAAGGGGAUAAUAGAUGAUAUGCAAAAAGUCAGGGUGUCUCUGGGAAAUAAGGUCAGGGGAGUUUUGUUAAGGUUAAACAGCUUCUGUUGGUGUAUUUUUGAUUAUUUAUCUCACAGGGCAAUUCGUUUUGACAAGCUGAAAAACAAUAAUAAAGACUACUUUCUUAAUAAUAUUUUUUAUUAAUUUUCAAUUACAAUCCAAUGAUAGCCUCAUUAUACAAUACCAAAUUAUAAUACCCAUCGUUCGAAUACUAAAUUAUAUAAUUUAGGUGGCCUCCCCACGUGCUAGAAUUGCUGGUUUGAUGAUUUUCUUUAUUUCUGCAUUCCAAAAUCUUAUUACCGUAUUUUUCGUCCCAUAGGACGCUCCGUCCCAUAGUUUUUUGGGGGGGAAAUAAAGGAAAAAAUUUCCCCCUUUAUUUCCCCCCCAAAAGCAGGUCGGGGAAACCGAACAAGGUCGAGGAACAGCGGGAUAGCAGCGCUGCGCCUCCCUGCUGUCCCCCGAGCUUGUGGGGCUGGCCGAUGUCUGUCCGGUGCGCGGGGCGCUCUGCUUCAGGGCGCCCCGCCCGCCGGGCGGCAGACUGCUAUCCGCAGCGUGGGGAGCCCCGCGGGGAACUCCUGCAGGGCUCCCCACGCUGCGGAUGUCUGUCCGGCGCGCGGCAGACUGCUAUCUGCAGCGUGGGGAGCCCUGCGGGGACCUCCCGCAGGGCUGCCUAGGCUGCGGAUGUGUUCCCGAAGCACCGGGCGCUCUGCUUUCAGGGCGCCCGACACUCCGGGAAGCAGGCUGCUGUCCGCAGCCUAGACAGCCCUGCGGGACCUCCCGCAGGGCUGCCUAGGCUGCGGAUGUCUUCCUGAAGCCUGGAGAGUGAGAGGGGUCGGUGCGCACCGACGCCUCUCGCUCUCCAGGCUUCAGCGAAAGCCUGCAUUCGCCCCAUAGGACGCACCCAGAUUUCCCCUUCAUUUUUGGAGGGGAAAAAGUGCGUCCUAUAGGGCGAAAAAUACGGUAAUUUCAAUUACAUUCCAGUCACAAUAAUCCCUUAUACAACAACGGCAAUAUGAGUAACUUCUAUUCGUGUCGACACAUCAAAUGAUGUAUAGAAGUACAAGUAAGGCACUCAAAUUGUAUCCUUGUUCUUCUCUCCGUGGUGUCCUUGUAAAAUGUUAUGUCUAUCUUUUCCCAGUUGUUGCUGUUCUCCAUCAUGCCUCUUUCAAUAAAGACUAUUGAAAGAGAAAAUAAAUAAAAGGGGGGGGGGGAAACAACCCUCCAUUUUAAAAUUUUAUUUUAUUUUUACAACUGUAGGUUACCUUUUACAGAGCCUAGUUUGGCCCUAAAAGCACUUCUUGAAUUUACUAAACAUUUUAAAUGCCCUACUUUCCAGAUGAUGACUGUGCCACUAUCCAGCAAGAGAUUCUGAUGGUGAAGACCUGCAGCCAUCACAACAUCGUAGCCUAUUAUGGGAGCUACAUACGGUGAGAAAACCCCCUGCCCUUAUGGUUGGGAAAGGUCCGCCAAGAGCCCCAGCCAGGCCCAGCCAAUGUCAUUUCAUUCUUCUAAGGCAGGCUUCCCCAACCUCGGCCCACCAGAUGGUUUGAGACUACAAUUCCCAUCAUCCCUGACCACUGGUCCUGCUAGCUAGGGAUCAUGGGAGUUGUAGGCCAAAAACAUCUGGAAGGCCGAAGCUGAGGAAGCUUGCUCUAAGCGUUAUCUUCUUGGAGAAGGGGGCUGUCAAUGGCUACUGGCCCUGAUAGCACCGCCAUCCCAUAGUUGCCUUUGACUGGACUUAACAGUCCAGGGGUCCUUUACCUGCCACCACGAUCAGGGGUGGCCCACCUCUGAAAACCUUUAACCAGCAGUCACAAGUGGGGAGUGUGUUGCUGCCCUCAGGUCCUCCUUGUGGACAAGGGACACAGGUGGCGCUGUGGUCUAAACCACUGAGCCUCUUGGGCUUGCUGAUCUGAAGGUCAGCGGUUUGAAGGGGUGAGCUCCCGUUGCUCUGUCCCAGCUCCUGCCAACCUAGCUGUUCGAAAGCACACCAGUGCAAGUAGAUAAAUAGGUACCGCUGCAGCGGGAAAGUAAGCAGCGUUUCUGUGCGCUCUGGUUUCUGUCAUGGUGUCCCGUUGUGCCAGAAGUGGUUUAGUCCUGCUGGCUACAUGACCCGGAAAGCUGUCUGCGGACAAACGCCGGCUCCCUUGGCCUGAAAGCUGGAUGAGCGCCGCAACCCCAUAGUUGCCUUUGACUGGAUGUAACCGUCCAGGGGUCCUUUACCUUUUUACGUACCUUGUGGACAUCCCAUAGAGUCAUCUGGUUGGCCACUGGGAGAACAGGAAGCUGGGGGAGUGUGCUGGUCCUGGGGGGGGGGUUACCGUGAGGCAUGGUCAAAGUCCAGUCCUGGGCCGAGGGUCUGGAGACUGUCCACCAAGGAGGAAGCGGGGUCCAAAGCAAGAAGCCGGGUGUGGACAGGAACUCUGGAGAAACAGGUCUGGGUGCUGGCAGAAACAGGUUUCCAACGUCGUUGCUUCCACAACCUGGGACUGGGCUGACUGGCCUUUAUUUCCUCUGAGGCCAGGGGCGGCCCCGGCCCACAGGUGACCCGCCUUUUCUGGCCUUAAGGCGAGCACUCCUUCUGAGAGAACCCAGUUCCCUCUGCCUCUCUGCCCUGAGCCUCUGCAGCUCAGGAGAGGCUGGAGGGUUACUGGACCCAGGGGCAGCUUCACCUUCCCCUGACAGGGCUGGGAGAGGCGCACAUGCAGGCAAUGGGUCCUCAAUCACCUCCGGAGCCAGAGUGGAUACAUCUGGUGUCUGCUCCUGAGGAUCUGGCACAGGUGCAGACCCUUCAGAUUCAAGCCCCUGCCCCGGCUCAGCCAGCCCUGGAGGCAGGGACUCCUGUGCAGGCUGGGACUCCUCAGAUUCAGCUUCUGAAUCAGAUUCUCAGGCCAUCACAGGUAGAUAGUUCUUUAGCCUGAUCUAGCAGAGUUCUUCUUAUGCUUUUACGGUGGUACCAGGAUGGUGAAAGCUGUGUGUUUGUGUGUGUGUGUGUGUGUGUGUGUGUGUGCGCUGUGGGGGAGACAGCUUCAAGACUGCUGAGGUGCAGUUGAGAUGGCCCUGAUCCCUAUCCCAGUCCUCCCCUCUGUCCCUCAUUUCACACUCAAUGACAAACCUUUCCAUCUCUGCUUUCUUACUAGGUUCAACAAGUUGUGGAUCUGCAUGGAGUUCUGUGGGGGAGGCUCUCUUCAAGAUGUCUACCAAGGUAACACUGAUUCCCUGCCCCACCAGUGGCCAGAGGGAAUUGGGCAUUUAGGCCUUCCUGUUGUUGUUGUUGUUGUUUAGUUGUUUAGUCAUGUCUGACUCCUCGUGACUCCAUGGACCAGAGCACGCCAGGCACUCCUGUCUUCCACUGCCUCCUGCAGUUUGGUCAAACUCAUGCUGGUAGCUUCGAGAACACUGUCCAACCAUCUCGUCCUCUGUCGUCCCCUUCUCCUUGUGCCCUCCAUCUUUCCCAACAUCAGGGUCUUUUCCAGGGAGUCUUCUCCUCUCAUGAGGUGGCCAAAGUAUUGGAGUCUCAGCUUCAGGAUCUGUCCUUCCAGUGAGCACUCAGGGCUGAUUUCCUUCAGAAUGGAUAGGUUUGAUCUUCUUGCAGUCCAUGGGACUCUCAAGAGUCUCCUCCAGCACCAGAAUUCAAAAGCACCAAUUCUUCGGCGAUCAGCCUUCUUUAUGGUCCAGCUCUCACUUCCAUACAUCACUACUGGGAAAACCAUAGCUUUAACCAUACGGACCUUUGUCGGCAAGGUGAUGUCUCUGCUUUUUAAGAUGCUGUCUAGGUUUGUCAUUGCUUUUCUCCCAGGAAGCAGGCGUCUUUUAAUUUUGUGACUGCUGUCACCAUCUGCAGUGAUCAUGGAGCCUUCCUACCUGCCCCCAUAUUAACAACAUAUUAACAAAAAAUAUUGUUACGGAUGUGAGAGCAGAUAUUUCAUAGAAUUGUAGAAUCUUAGCGUUGAAAGGGGCUCCUGGGUCCUCUAGUCCAACCCAGGAAUCUAGUCCAAUGCAGGAAUCUCAGCUAAGGCAUCCCUAACAGAUGGCCGUCCAACCUCUGCUUAAAAACCUCCAAGGAAGGAGAGUCCAUCACCUCUCAUGGCAGUCUCUUCCACUGCCGAACAGCUCUUACUGUCAGAAAGUUUUCCCAAAUGUUUAGUCGGAAUCUCCUUUCUUGCAACUUGAAGCCAUUGCCUCAAGCCCUACCCCCAAAAGCAGGGGAAAACAAGCAUUUCCUCUAGGCCAGAGAAGGGGGACCCGCGGCUCUCCGUACAUUGUUGGACUCCAACUCCCAUCAGCUUCAAACAGCAUGGCCAAUGGGCAGGGAUGAUAGGAGUGUUAGAAUUCCUGCUCCAUGAUUGCAGUCAUGGGAUUGUUGUCUUUCACAUGACGGUGUAUAUUUUGACCCCACAGAGUGGGAUGUGAUGGAGACAGGAUGUUUGUGUUACUAUGUUCCGUGAAGUGGGACUAUUGUCCUUUGUUUUUUCUCUUUGCUGUCUGAUGCUAGAGAGAGAGGGAGCCAUGUUGCAGUGCUCCGUGUGUGUUUAUAUGUAAAUAAAGUAGAUUAGCCAAAAUGCUGAGUUGCUGAGGUCUGUUACGCAAGCUGUGAAGACUCUGCGGAUCCCUAAGUGUGCCGAUGUCGGUUGGCAUCGGUCGCUGUGAUGUUCAGGCUGAAAAAAAGCUUUUGAAGCUCCCGAACGAUCGACCGGGAGGGAGAGAACAUGCCAGUCGGGCAUGUGUCUCUGCCAGGGUCCUACUCGAGUGUAGGACAAGCUCCUGACAGGGAGUUGUAGUCUAACAACACCAGAAGGGCCACAGGUUCCCCCUUCCUUGCUAUAGGUUGUUCUACAACUAGUUUAAGUUGUGUCCUCUCAAUGGCUGCACUUUUAUAUGACUAUUCUAUUUUAUACUUUCGGGGGGGGGGAAUAGGCGAAUAGAAACACAGCCACGCUUCAAAAUUUGCACUUUCCCGAAAUUUACAGUGCAGCUCUCCACCCACAGAUGUGUACAAGAACACAUAGGGCAAAAUGUUCACAAAAUGCAUUUGCUGCUGGAAAUAACAUAAAAAUGCAAUAUAUUAGGGGAAACCACUUUGCAAAGAAGCAUGUGUAUACUAGGAGAAAUUUGCACUAAAAUGCUGUUGAAUUUUCACAAAGACUUGCAAGGAAAAUUGCAAACUGAUGUGGAAAUGUGAAAGUUGGAACUUAAGGUUGGAAAAAAUGAGACACGGAAAGAAACUGAAACUGACAGACUCCCUCAUCCCUGGUGUCAUGGACUGGCUGGAGGCAGAGGAGUGGUACCAGCUGGGAAGCCCCCAAGGGAAGAAGGCUCAGGGCCAGGGGAUUGGUGUUGGGCCAACAAGGAGAGAGAAGACUGGGAGGAGGAUGUGCCGGAAGCGAAAGAGGCAACAGGAUUUAGUGAGCUGGGAGAGUCUGUGGCAGAGAGCAGUCCAGAAUCAGGGACAGGAGAGGAGGCUGGAGAGGAGGGGGGGGGCAAGAAGCAGAGAUGAGGCAGGCUGGUGAGGAAGCCAGGGAGUUUCCCUCUCCUUCUGCAGCCAGCUCCCUGGUCUCUCAGGACCAGAAGAGGCAUGAAGAGGGUGGAGCAAAGGCUGGCAAGACAAAGGAACCUCAAAUUGCUUGGGAAGGAACAAGGGGAGGAGGAGACUUAGUGAACUGUGGAAAGUGGGGCCUUCAUUCCCCAUAACUGCCUCAUCAGGGCAAAAUCUUUUGGGAAGAGUUACUGUGCUCACUAGGCCUGAGCUGUUUGUUUCUUUGAAUAAAGUGUUAACUUCAUUGACACCUUGUGAGUUUUUGCUUACCUGCUCCUGAUACCUAGUGUGAUGGCUUGGGAUUCGGAGGGUGAACCUGAGGAAUCCCAGCCUGCACAGGAUUCCCCGCAUCCAGAACCAGCUGAGCCGGGGCUGGGGCAUGAGCCUGAAGGGUCCUCACCUGUGCUGGAUCCUCAGGUGCAGGCACCAGCUGAGUCUGCUUUGGCUCCUGAGGUGAUGGAGGACCCAUUGCCUGCUGGUGCUCCACUCUCAGCCCCAUCAGGGGAAGCUGAGGUUGCCUCUGGGUCCGGUAACCCUCCAGCCUCUCCUGAGCUGCAGAGGCUCAGGGCAGAGAGGCGGAGGGAACUAAGUUCCCGCAGGAGGAGUGCUCGCCUCCAGGCCAGGAGAGGCGAGUCACCUGUGGGCCGGGGCCACCCUAUGCCUUGGGGCAGAUAAAAGCCAGCCAGUCCCAGUCCCAAGUUGCGGGAGCAACAUUGUAGGUUGCCAGUUCCUGCCUGAACCCUGUCCUGCUUUCCUGCCGGAGCUCCUGACCUCACCCGACUCCCUGCCCUGCUCCCAGCUUCAGCUUUUACGGACUGCCUCCAUACUGCACCUCAGACUGGACUCAGACCUUGCCUCUUGGUUAAGUCACGGGACCAGCACACCUAGUGACAAAGCAGAAGGACCCAGGUUCAGACCUAGCCUCUCUGGGCAGGGCUGGGAAAUAUCUGUGUCUUUAACCCCUGAAGUAGGGAUGGGAGGAUGUGUCCAUUUAGUCUUUCUUUGUUUCCCAUUUUCUUAAAUUCAUUUCUCUAGAUUCCCGUCACAAUUGGCGAAUUAUUAUUUUAAUCCUCAUGAAAAUUCAGCAGCGUUUGGGUGCAAACAGCUCCUAUGUAUGCAGUUUUGAUUUUACACGUUUUUGCAAGCACUUUCCCCCCAUAUAAUGCAUUUUUGUGUGUGUUAUCUUCACGGACGUACUGAUUUUUAUGUACACCUUCCUCCAAUAUUUGCAUUUUGGCUGGCUGGAGAACUACCUUGCAAAAUUCAAGUAAGUGCAAAUUUCAGAGUAUGGUUGUAUUUCGGUAAACAUACUGAUUCUGAAAGUAUGAAUAAGGAAUAGAUCCUCCCUUGAAAUGCAAACUUUUAAACCCUUGCUCUCGACAGCCAUUGCAAGUCAGUGCGGAAGAUUGAAUUCGCACAAGGCAGGUUCCCAUUUUCUGAGCAGAUCACCAAAGAUUUGCAUUCGGAAGCAGCUGCGGGAGGUAGCUGAGGGGCGGCAGAGAGGUCCCGUCCCAGAUCUCCCACACCCUGUCUCUUUUGACCCUGUGGAUCUCUUGACAAUACUGCCAGGACAAAAACAGUGACCCUGUUAGGUUAAGUACUGCCCCCACCACCCACUGCCCUCCCAGUUCUGUAUUCUUGCAUGCACAUCCUCCUUGCGAGGGGAGAUGGGGCAGGCAGGGAGUAAGACGUGAUACCAAGCCGCCUCCGUCCUGAACUGCAGAAGUGAAACUGAGUGUGGUCAAUUCACUCUCUGUACCGUUUGAAACGGCACCUGUCUCUAAGGAAGAAUGGGCACCCUUCCAAGCGCACCCCCCCCGAUUCCGCUUAUAUUGCUUUGCAUCCUUGAGUCUGCUUCCGUUACUCACGAGGACGGGCAAAAGACGCUAUGGCUGUGCGCAAACCACACACUUAAAGCACCCAAACACACAAUAAUAUUGGGAAUUGUCUGUUAAGGGCGCUAGGAAUUGGAGUUGUGGGAAGGGGUAAAACGCAGCUCCCAGGAUUCCUUUUGCUUUUUGGGGUGGGUGGGAAUGCACUUUAAAUGUAUGGUAUGUAUAAUAAUGGGAAGCGGGUAGUGCUGUGGGAAGCGGGUAGAGCCUAGGACUUGCCGAUCAGAAGGUCGGCGGUUCAAAUCCCCGCAACAGGUUGAGCUCCCAUUGCUCGGUCCCUGCUCCUGCCAACCUAGCAGUUCGAAAGCACGUCAGCGUGCAAGUAGACAAAUAGUUACCGCUCCGGCAGGAAGGUAAACGGCGUUUCUGUGCGCUGCUCUGGUUCGCCAGAAGUGGCUUAGUCAUGCUGGCCACAUGACCCGGAAGCUGUACGCCGGCUCCCUUGGCCAAUAAAGCGAGAUGAGCGCUGCAACCCCAGAGUCGGUCACGACUGGACCUAGUGGUCAGGGGUCCUUUUACCUUACCUAUGUAUAAUAAUAAUAAUAAUAAUAAUAAUAAUAAUAAUAAAUUUAUCAUUUGUACCCCGUCCAUCUGGCUGGGUUUCCCCAGCCACUCUGGGCGGCUUCCAACAAAGAUUAAAAAUACAUUAAAAUGUCACACAUUAAAAAUUUCCCUGAACAGGGCUGUCUUCAGACGUCUUUUAAAUGUCAGGUAGUUGUUUAUCUCUUUGACAUCUGGUGGGAGGGCGUUCCACAGAGCGGGUGCCACUGCCGAGAAGGCCCUCUGCCUGGUUCCCUGUAGCUUUGCUUCUCGCAGUGAGGGAACCGCCAGAAGGCCCUCGGCGCUGGACCUCAGCGUCUGGGCAGAAUGAUGGGGGUCGAGACAUUCAGGUAUACCUGCAGGUAUACUGGGCCAAGGCCGUUUAGGGCUUUAAAGGUCAACACCAACACUUUGAAUUGUGCUCGGAAAUGUACUGGGAGCGUAUGUACACAACUCAAUACUCCCUGAUCACCUGCUCUCCCUACCCCUCUCUCAAAUACAGCUUCUGAUACAUUACCCAGGCAUUGCCUUAAGGACUAGAAACUUAAAUGUCUGUUUUAAAAGGAAGGCUGAGGCUGAAAGUCCUCACAACCCGCUAAGGGAUAUAACAAUGCAAUAAAAUUCGAAACACUAACAGUUCAUUGCACAUUUGUUCGGAAUACAAUUAGAAGCAUUCAGUUUAAUUGAUCCAACAAAAUUAAAGAACGCCGUGCAGCGAUACCAGAUAGUCCUUUUUACAUCUCUAUUGCCCUCCUGCUGCCCUCUUGCCUCUUAGCGCCCCCCAGGGGGGCAAUACCACCCACUUUGUGAACCUCUAGUUUAACUCUUAGGCGUUUUCUUGUUUUCUCCCUAAUAUGUGUUGUGGUGGGUGGGUUUGGUCCUUGGCAAUUUGAGAUGUUCGUCUCCCUUCCCCCCCUUUGCGUUUUAGCUCAGUAGGCACAGCACAAUCAUAGCAGCACAUUAGACAAUCAAAAGCCAACCACAGCGCUUCCAAUUCACACUCUUGCUUUCAACAGCUGUCACCUCUUGACUUCCUCUCCCCCUCGCAAGUGUCCUCCUGGGUUGCUGGCGGAGAGAUCAAAAGAUUAUAUUGACUGAGGCUCCUCACAUUGGGGCUCUCGGCUCCGCCCAUGAGCGGAUAAGCCAUCUCAGUAUGCGGAUGAUACCCAGCUCUAUCUCUCUUUUAAAUCAGAACCAGUGAAGGCGGUGAAGGUCCUGUGUGAGUGUCUGGAGGCGGUUGGAGGAUGGAUGGCGGCUAACAGAUUGAGGCUGAAUCCUGACAAGACAGAAGUACUGUUUUUGGGGGACAGGAGGCGGGCAGGUGUGGAGGAUUCCCUGGUCCUGAAUGGGGUAACUGUGCCCUGAAGGACCAGGUGCGCAGCCUGGGAGUCAUUUUGGACUCACAGCUGUCCAUGGAGGCACAGGUCAAAUCUGUGUCCAGGGCAGCUGUUUACCAGCUCCAUCUGGUACGUAGGCUGAGACCCUCCCUGCCCGCAGACUGUCUCGCCAGAGUGGUGCAUGCUCUGGUUAUCUCCCGCUUGGACUACUGCAAUGCGCUCUACGUGGGGCUACCUUUGAAGGUGACUCGGAAACUACAACUAAUCCAGAAUGCGGCAGCUAGACUGGUGACUGGGGGCGGCCGCCGAGACCAUAUAACACCGGUCUUGAAAGACCUACAUUGGCUCCCAGUACGUUUCCGAGCACAAUUCAAAGUGUUGGUGUUGACCUUUAAAGCCCUAAACGGCCUCGGUCCAGUAUACCUGAAGGAGCGUCUCCACCUCCAUCGUUCUGCCCGGCCACUGAGGUCCAGCGCCGAGGGCCUUCUGGCAGUUCCGUCAUUGAGAGAAGCAAAGCUACAGGGAACCAGGCAGAGGGCCUUCUCAGUAGUGGCGCCCGCCCUGUGGAACGCCCUUCCAGCAGAUGUCAAAGCGAUAAACAACUACCUGACAUUCAGAAGACAUCUUAAGGCAGCCCUGUUUAGGGAAGUUUUAAACGUGUGAUAUUUUACUGUAUUUUUGGUUUCUAUGGAAGCCGCCCAGAGUGGCUGGGGAGGCCCAGCCAGAUGGGCGGGGUAUAAAUAAUAAAUUCUUCUUCUUCUUCUUCUUCUUCUUCUUCUUCUUCUUCUUCUUCUUCUUCUUCUUAUCUCUGUGCAUCUUCUGCAAAGGGGGCAGGCAGCAGCCCUGACCCCAAGGCAUUCAGAUUUCGGCACCUGGGCAGUUGCUUUGUGCACCUCUGGGACUGGGCUGGGCUUUGCAGCAAAAGUGGUGAGGGGAUCUGAAGAAAGAAAGAAAUGGGUUUCUGCACGCUGGUGGCACCCGAAACAAACAAAAAACAAAGGGUUGGGCUGCAGAAGAGGCAAAGUGAAUUUUGCAGAGGGGGUGUUUUCCCCCCCUGCAUGUUAAAUGUCUGAUAGCUAAAUAAUGGUAUAGAUAGCAUUAAGGUUCCCAGCAUAAAUUCCUCUGGGGAGAGCCGCAGCUCAAUGGUAGAUCAUCUGCUCUGCAUCAUCAUCAUCAUCAUCAUAUUAUUAUUAUUAUUAUUUAUACCCCACCCAACUGGCUGGGUUUCCCCAGCCACUCUGGGCAGCUCCCAACCAAAUAUUAAAAACACAGUACAGCAUUAAUGUUAUGUACUGAGUUGAAUAGGAUUCAGAAUGCAGCAGUCUGAUUGGUCCUAGAACAAUAGGAUUCAGAAUGCAGCAGUCUGAUUGAUCCUAGAACAAUAGGAUUCAGAAUGCAGCAGUCUGAUUGGUCCUAGAACAAUAGGGUCCAGAAUGCAGCAGUCUGAUUGGUCCACAGGAGCCACCCAAUCCAACUCCAGGUGGAAGUGAAUCCACAACCUGAUUGGCCUACAGGAGAAUCCCGGAAUUAGCCAAUCACGUGGGGCCCAUUGUGUAAAUAAUGUAUAUAAAGCAGACAUUCUGGGGGAACUUCCAUUCCUCCUCACCACUAUGAGCUGAAUAAAGAGCAUGAAAUCCACUCUCGACUCCGAGUAUAUUUCAAUCAAACCUUAAAAACUUCCCUAAACAGGGCUGCCUUCAGAUGUCUUUUAAAAGUAAGAUAGUUGCUUAUUUCCUCGACAUCUGAUGGGAGGGCGUUCCACAGGGCGGGCGCCACUACAUGCAGAACGUUCCAGGUUUAAUCCUUGGCAACAUCUCCAGAGGUAAGGCUGGAAGUGACUCCCUGUGCAAAAUCAUUGAGAGUCACUGCUGGUCAAAUGUAGACACAAUUAUAAUUGAUUAUUUAUUUAUACCCCACCUUUCCCCCCUGACAGGACUCAAGGACAGACAAAAAGACUACUGAGCUAGUUGCGUAUAACGCAGCUCCCAACAUUCCUGUAUUUUCUCAUAUUGGUUCGAUUCUGACUUUCAGCCAGGCGUGUUUAGCGUUGCAUCAUUAUCUUAAUUUCCGGUUCGUGAUUCAAUUGUGAUUUUGUGUGUGUGAAGAAACGCCUUUCCUUUGAGUAACCACGGGGGUCUAGCAAUGAGGGGUGCCCGCCCCAUUCCCUCCAACGCCGCCUGCGUGAUGCUCACGACAGAAGCGACCCCAGCUGCGCUUAUUAUCACCUUUGCUCAUUGCUCUGAUCUUCUCCUGCCCUGAACUUUGAAGACGGGGGAAAUGCCUGAGGAGACAUGCCAGGGAUUGGCAAAGCAUCUCAAUGACCGCGGAGCCUCCUCUGGUCUUUCGGAAUGUCAACAGCUCUAUGGUUUCGGUCCUCCACUUCGGGAUUAAAGAUGGCGCUCACCAUCUCCCCUUCCUUUUGCAGUCACCGGGCCCCUGACAGAGCCGCAGAUUGCCUACGUGUGCCGAGAAACACUGCAAGUGAGUAUGAACGUACGGGUGGGUCUUAGGCCACGCCCCCUUGGCAGCCAUAUUGUGGCUGGUGCCCACGGCACUUUGUCCCCCACUUGCUUUUAAGCAGUAUCACACCACUUUAAACUGCCUCAAUGUCUUCUUCUCUCAGUGACUCCUGAGUGGUUUAACAGUCAGGGAACGCUUGGGAGCUGUGCCUCCAUAGGGAGAAUAAGAGUCUCCUAACCAUUCUUAGCUGUUUCAUCAGUGUUUAAUAAAUAAUAAUAAUAUUUUUUUUAUUUAUAUCCCCCUCUCCCCAGCCGAAGCUGGGCUCAGAGUGGCUAACAACAAUAAAAGUAACACAGCAUUCUAAAAUCAAUUCGUUUUAAAACCAAUUCAAAAUCAAAUUCAUAGCAACCAUUGGUCUAGAGUGCUAUGAGGGUUACCAAAGGAGGGGGUCAGACUGCGCCUUGACCAAAGGCCUGGUGAAACAGCUCUGUCUUGCAGGCCCUGCGGAAAGAUGUCAAGUCCCUCAGGGCCCUAGCCUCUUGUGACAGAGCGUUCCACCAGAUUGGAGCCACAGCCGAAAAAGCCCUUGCUCUGGUUGAGGCCAGCCUAACCUCCCUGUGGCCCGGGACCUCCAAGGUGUUUUUGUUUGAAGACCGUAAGGUCCUCCGUGGGACAUACCAGGAGAGGCGGUCCCGUAGGUACGAGGGUCCUAGGCCUUAUAGGGCUGGUUAAAACCAGCACCUUGAACCUGAUCCUGUACUCCACUGGAAGCCAGUGCAGCUGGUAUAGCACCGGGCGAACGUGAUCCCGCGGCGAGGACCCCAUAAAGAGUCUUGCCGCGGCAUUCUGCACCCGCUGGAGUUUCUGGGUCAGUCUCAAGGGCAGCCCCACGUAGAGCGAGUUACAAUAAUCAAGUCUGGAGGUGACCGCUGCGUGGAUCACAGUGGCGAGGUCAGGGCGAGAGAGGUAUGGUGCUGCUUUGAAUGUAUGGGGCAGAUAGGGCCUUUCUGAAAAACCAGGAGUAUUGACUGGUCCAAAAAGGUUGGCAAACCAUGGUGUACUGUGUGCUUCAGAAACUAUGGACAGCUUGGAGGGGCCCCUGAGAGUCUCCUGGUUCAUGAGUCAAAGUUCUAUUGCCCCUGCCAAUAAGAGUGGCUGGUUCCAUAAUGUGGGUCUUUAAUUUCACCCUCUAGGGUCUGACUUAUCUUCACAACCAGGGGAAGAUCCAUAGAGACAUCAAGGUAAUAACAGAUCAGAACUUGGGGCAGGGCCGAGGCAAAGCAAAACACUUAUUUGUGCAGUGCUCAUGGGGCAAGAUUCUUAGCAACUGCAGCUUUUGUUUUUUACUCCUUGCCGGGAAAUACGCGAGACAGCGAAGGCUGCUUCGAACACAGAAAGGGCGCCGUUUCCCUCCUGAAAGUGAAACGGACUGUAAGCAAGGUCUGUGAGUGUGGCCCUGGGAUGGCCACACUUGUUUUAAAUCAUCACAGCUGUGUUUACUGAACCGCCACCUUCCCAUUUGCAUUCUCAAAGCAUGUAAACGUUAACUGCAAAAUGAACCCCACGGUGACGGAACAUGGAUAAAGUCAGAUUUUUAAAAGCAGCAACAGUGGCUGGUAGUCGUGGCAGGUCUCUGGCAGUGAUGUCAGAGAGGCUCUCGGGAGAGGCAGAAAGGCCCCCGGCUGUCAUUGGCCGGGCUGCUGUGACGCUGCAGAGGGGGCGGGGCGGUCGGAAGGUCUUAAGGCAGGCAUGGCCAAACUUGGCCCUCCAGAUGUUUUGGGACUACAACUCCCAUCAUCCCUAGCUAACAGGACCAGUGGUCAGGGAUGAUGGGAAUUGUAGUCCCAAAACAUCUGGAGGGCCAAGUUUGGUGGUGCCUGUACUAAGGAAACAAGGGGACAGGAUCUAGGGAAAGAAGGGAGAGGACGUGAAGGGGGUUUGACAAGUAGAACAGAGUGACAUGAAGAGGAAGUACGGUAGCUCAGUGGAACAAUGAGAAACACUGAUAUAGGAAGGAAAACCAGGUCAUAAAAUGUGCAAGCUGUAGUUCACCUGGUUGUUAGGGAAAUAAAAAACUUAACAUGUGGGGAAUUCCUACCCUUAAAGUGUGGGGAAGAGCACUGCGUGGAACCCUACUUCAACUGACUGCCUCUAAAGGCAGUGUGGUGCAGUGGUUAGUGUCAGGCUAGGACCUGGGAGCUGAGGCUCCAAUACUUUGAGAAGAGAAGACUCCCUGGAAAAGACCCUGAUGCUGGGAAAGAUGGAGGGCACAAGGAGAAGGGGACGACAGAGGACGAGAUGGUUGGACAGUGUUCUCGAAGCUACCAGCGUGAGUUUGACCAAACGGCGGGAGGCAGUGGAAGACAGGAGUGCCUGGCAUGCUCUGGUCCAGGGGGUCACGAAGAGUCGGACACGACUAAAAGACUAAGCAACAACAACAACAGGACCUGGGAGAGACCUGGGUUCAAAUCACCCCACUAGGCUAUGAAGCUCAGUGGGUGACCUUGGGUUGCGUCACUCACUCUCAGCUUAACCUACCUCACAGGGUUCUUGUGGGGGUGAAAUGAGGAGGGGGAAGAGAACCAUUUACCCCCACCUUAAGCUCUUUGGAUGAAAAAGGUGGGAUAUCAAUAAAUUAUUUCCCCCUCUGUCGCUUCACAUUUCAGGGAGCCAAUGUUCUCCUCAACGACCACGGGGAAGUCAAGCUGGGUAUGUCUCACCGUGUGUUUUAAGAUUACCAGAUCUGCCCCAGGGUCAAAUCUAAAUUUGCCAGGGUCGUGUGUUAAAGGAGAUGGGAAUUGUAGGUCUGCGAGGGGUAAACUAUAGUUCCCAAGAUUCCUGGGGUGCUUUAAAUGUACUAUAACAAUAUGAAAAUAAAGGGGUUGCAUCUCCAACACUGUUCCAACUCAGAGUAGACCCGCUGAAAUUAAUUGCCACGACUCACUCAGGUCCAGACAUUGCAGUGGGUUUACUCUGAGUAAAACUUAGUGGGACAGACUCCUAACAUAUUAAAAUCAGUUAAAGUUAUUUAUUUAUGACCAGAAGGAGAUUGGGAGGUGGUGCUUGUGGGUUUUCUUAAAACCCACGUUACCUUUCCCCAGAAUUUGAGCACUGUCCACAUUAGUUGGUCCUCAUUCUUCCAUUUCUGUUUCUUCCAUCCUGCAUUCCAGCGGAUUUCGGAAUCUCAGCUCAGCUCAGCGCCACCUUUGCCCGGAGAAUGUCCUUCAUAGGGACCCCUUACUGGUAAAAAGGACCAGCUGUUUGGUGGGGGUGGGUGUCGGGGGUGUGUGUGUCACCAACUGGCUUUUCAAAAUGGGUGGUGUCUGUAGAUUUGAAGGCAAUGGGCUGCAGGGAGAGGGAAGUAUUCCUCAACCAGCCCACCAGUGCUUCCCUCUGUUGAUGCAUCCGUAUUUCUAUUUUUUUUUUUUUAUAAAUGAUUUUUAUUAAGGUUUCAAUAAAAAGUUAGACAGAAAAACAUGGGGGAAAAAAUACACAAAUACACAAUACAUAAUCCAAAAAAAGAAGAAAAACACACACAAAAAAACAAAAAGCAAAGAAAGAAACAGAGCAAUUUAAAAACAAUAUCUCUUUUUCAAUUCCAUUUUUGAAUUUACUUAUUUUCUGGACUUCCUCAUACCUCCCUCUUUUGUAUUCCAGUCCAAAUUGUUUGUCCAGCAAUUUCUUUUCCACUUUUUUAAUCCCAAUCUUUAAUCUUAAUGUAAUAUAACAUCAAAAUUUUACCUCUUAAAUACCAAAUUUCCAUUUCCUUAGACUUCUUUAAUCCUAAUCUUUAAUCUUAAUGUAAUAUAACAUCAAAAUUUUACCUCUUAAAUACCAAAUUUCCAUUUCCUUAGACUUCUUUAAUCCUAAUCUUUAAUCUUAAUGUAAUAUAGCAUUAAAAUUUUACCUCUUAAGAUGCAUCCAUAUUUCUCAACCUGGGCUACAGCCUCCAUCAAUCCCAGACGUCCUGGUCAAUCGCAGAGUUGGAAGGCACCCCCUGCAAUACAGGAAUCUCAACUCAAGCAUCCGUGACUGAUGGCCACCCAACCUCUGUUUACAAACCUCCAAGGAAGGAGAGUCCACAAUCUCCCCGACGGAGUUCAUUCCACUGUUGAACGGCUGUUACUGUCAGAAAGUUCUUUCUGAUGUUUAGUCGGAAUCUCCUCCUUCUUGGUAAUUUGAAUCCACAGGUUUGAGUCCUGCCCUCUGGAGCAGGAGAAAACAAGCACGCUCCCUCUUCCAGGUGACAGCCCUUUAGAUAGCUGAAGAUGGCUGGCGUAUCACCUCUCAGGCUCCUCUUUACCAGACUAAACAUACUGAAAUAUACUCGGAGUCCUGCAGUGAUUUCAUGCUCUUUAUUUCAGCUUGUAAAACAGUGAUUCCUUUCCUCUCCCCUUAUAUACAUUAUUUACACAAUGAGUCCCGUCUGAUUGGCUGAUCAACUUCCUCCUGGAGCCUGAUUGGUCUUCUCCUGCAAACCAAUCAGUUGUUGCAUUCUAGGAUCCUAACUGCCUAUUGUUCUAGGGUCCAAGCUUAGUACACAACACAUACCCGGCUCCUUCAACCAUUCCUCAUAAGGCUUGGUUUCCAGACCUUUGAUCAUCUUGGUCUCCCUCCUCUGCACACCUUCCAGCUUGUCAAUUUCCUUCUUAAAGGGACGAUGGGAGUUGUAGUCCCAAAAGCACCUAGAGGGCACCGGGUCAGGGAGGGCUGCGGGUGGCAUGCAAUGGAAGGCGGGUGGCCUUUAAUCGAAGUUGUGGUGAGUCCCUCCUUGUGCAUGUGUUCCAGGAUGGCCCCAGAGGUGGCGGCCGUGGAACUCAAGGGCGGGUACAACGAACUGUGUGACGUUUGGUCCGUGGGGAUCACCGCUAUUGAGCUGGCGGAGCUUCAGCCCCCCCUGUUUGACGUACACCCUCUGCGGUGAGUUGCAUAUCCCCUCCCUUCUCUCUCUGGGCUGGGGGAGGUGGCGCAGGGCAACCACCUUGGUGCCAAUGAUUUAAUUGGGGGUUGUCUGAACAUGAAGUGAGAUCUCGAAAACCUGGGGGGUGUGGUGGUCAGGUGGGAUUGCUAUGAGGAAUUAUGAAAAAAAUGUAGCAAGCCAUUGUGUCAGCAAUGAACGCAUUGCUUGGACUGGGCUUGAGCCAUUUGACAUGAUUUCUGAUCGAAUCCCACAAGCCUCUGCCAUUUUCUUUCUGCCUGACAGUCACGUAUAGCAUUUUACACAGACCAGUUGCUUCACCAGGCAUCCUGGGCCAUAAGGAUAGAAGGUAGCUUUGAUGUAGAUUUUGUUAAUCUUUAGGCAGAUCUUAAGGGCUAGGAAAGGGAGGGGGUGGCGCUGUGAGUUAAACCACAGAGCCUAGGACUUGCUGAUCAGGAGGUCAGAGGUUUGAAUCCCACGACGGGGUGAGCUCCCGUUGCUCGGUCCCUGCUCCUGCCAACCUAGCAGUUCGAAAGCACGUCAAAGUGCAAGUAGAUAAAUAGGUACCACUCCGGCGGGAAGGUGAACGGCGUUUCCGUGCGCUGCUCUGGUUUGCCAGAAGCAGCUUAGUCAUGCUGGCCACAUGAUCCGGAAGCUGUACGCCGGCUCCCUUGGCCAAUAAAGCGAGAUGAGCACCGCAACCUCCGAGUCGGUCAUGACUGGACCUAACGGUCAGGGGUCCCUUUACCUUUUAAGGGCCAGGAAACGAGUUCACAAGGAGAUGGUAAAUACUAUCUUCCAUUGCCAUUGUCUAUGACAUCCUGGGUUUGCUAAAUGCAUUCCUCCUUGAUUCCUGUUUUAUUAACCUAAAAUAUGUAUGCAUGUAGUCUUUGUAGUUAAAAGGAUUUCUCUGAUCUAACUUGGUACCCACGUGGUAGGUGUUUUUGAAAUGCUCAGAGGAAAUCUGAUUGGUUCUUAUGAGCGCUGUGUUAAAAGUUCUCUUGUUAAUAAAAGGGACCUGGGCCGGGGUGUGACAGAUUAUUAUUUGCACUUCCUCCCAGAGUCUUGCUGGCCAAGCCUCGUGUGUAAUUUAUUAAACAGGGUCCAAUCCUUCCUCGCCUUCGGAACACAACAGGGUGUGUGUGUGAUGCUGCUGAAUAAGAAUUGGUGUCUGACAAUGUUGGAUGGGCAGGGCUUCAAACUAGGUCCUUGCCUCUCCCUGUGACUAGCAGAAUAAAUUAUGCAAAACAAAGGGCGGUCGUGCGGAAUUCAUGCCAGCAACAGAACCCAGCUUUUGUGGGUGCAGAAUUCAAGAAGGCAAGCACGAGGCAAGAAGCCUGCUCAUGAGCAGAGAAGGGUAGGCUUAUCUCCUUGUCCCACCUCACAGGGUCCUGGUGCUGAUGACAAAAAGCGGCUACCAGCCCCCCAAGCUCAAGGACAAAGCCCAGUGGUAAGUCCAAUUACAUGCUCAACAAUUGCAGGACUGCGGCGAGGGCGAACGACCUGAGGAGUGCAGCACGUUCCGCGUUACGAUUAAGAUUAUUUAUUCAGUUUAUCAGCUGCUGGUCACCCAAAGGUCUCCAAGUGACUUACAGCACAAUGAAAGCCUAAAUAUGAAUAUUCCACGCCACCCCAAUCCCCACAGUAGUGUGAGAUUUCAGGUGCCCGUGUUUCCUCUGAAAAGAAGGCACAGCAGAGACGGUGGUGUCCUUAUGAUAUAUGGUAUUAUUUACACAUACAGUGGUACCUCGGUUUACGAACUUAAUCCGUUCCGGAAGACUGUUCUUAAGCCAAAGCCGUUCUUAAAUUGAGGCGUCCUUUCCGUAAUGAGGCCUCACACCACCACUGCCCUUCCACCAUUCAACUUCUGUUCGUAGACCGAGAUAAAGAUCACUAACCAGAACACUACAGUCAUACCUCAUGUUAUGUUUGCUUCAUGUUACUUUUUUCAGGUUGUGUCCCGCGGCGGCCCGGAAGUACCGGAAAGGGUUACUUCCGGGUUUCGCCGCUCACACAUGCACAGAAGCGCCAAAUUGUUCCGCGCAGAUACGGUGCUUCAGGUUGCGGGCUUUCCAUGUUGCGAACGGGCCUCCGGAAUGGAUCCCUUUUGCAACCAGAGGUGCCACUGUACUUCCGGUUUUGCGGAGUUCAUAUACCGAAUAGUUCGUAAACAGUGCUGUUCUUAAACCGAGGUACCACUGUAUAUUCAACCUUGGCCCUUCUUGUGCCACUUUUCAGCUUGCAAAAGGGACACUUUUUUCCUGUUUGCUUACCUCAUCACCCGCUGCAAUUCUGGAAGCUUCCCCCUUCUGGUAUUCACUUUCGCUAAUUACCCAGAACUCAGGGUGGGGACUCCACACUCUGAGAAGGCUUUCACUGAUGGGUUAAUGACGGGCCAUCGUCUUCUUUUGUCCUCCUAAUGAGCCACGGUUUGUUAGCAUAAGCAGAGCCCAGGGAUUUCCAUGCUUGGUAGUUUAGUCAGCUCUUGAUUCAUUCUAAUUUUUUCCUGACUCCCGAGAAUUACAGGUGGCUUGCACCCACAAACUCUGGCACCUGGAGGCCUUUAACAAUAUAUUAUACCUUAACAGUCGCAGGAAACUUUGACAGCGGACUAGUGAAAAACAACAACAACAACAUUCUUAGUCUGUCAGAAGUCUGGGAAAAACAGACCAGCUUUUACUCAGGGGUCAGCAAACUUUUUCAACAGGGGGCCAGUCCACUGUCUCUCAGGCCUUGUGGGGGCCUGGACUAUAUUUUGAAGGGGAAAAAACGAACGAAUUCCUACGCCCCACAAAUAACCCAGAGAUGCAUUUUAAAUAAAAGCACACAUUCUACUCAUGUAAAAAAACGCUGAUUCCUGGACUGUCCAUGGGCCAGAUUUAGAAGGCGAUUGGGCAGGAUCCGGCCCCUGGGCCUUAGUUUGCCUACCCAUGCUUUACUGAAAAGAAAGCAAGGAAGGUGCUAGGCAGACCUUCAGCAGAGACAGACCUUCUCCUCAGAAAGCUACAAUUCCCAGUGUUCCCUGAAGAAAGGGAUUGCUUAUCAAACCGUUCUGGGAACUGUAGCUCUCCUGAGGGGAAAAGGGAAUCCUUAACAACUCUCAGCACUCUUAACAAACUACACUUCCCAGAAUUCUUUGCAGGAAGUGGUAUGACAUUGCUUUAAAUCAUAGCUGUCAAGCGUCCCUUAUUUGGCGGGACAGUCCCUUAUCCCAGCGCCAUGUCCCGCUGCUGUCCCUUAUUGAUGAUGUCCCUUAAAUAAGCUACUGAAGGUAAUGGGGCCCUUUCUAGGUCCAGCUGUCCUUUGUCAACAACAAAUUGUUGCUGUUUUUUGUGUGUUGAAUAUAUGCUAUAUGGUAAUUUAUGGACCUAAUAGGUAUCUAAAGCCAUUUGCAUGCAACAAAAUAUGUAUUUUAUCAAAGUAAUUGUUGAUCCCUUAUUUUCGAGGUUGCUGGUCCCUUAUUUUCAAAUCUGUAAGUUGACAGCUAUGUUUUAAAUGCAUAGAGUAAAUAGGGGCCGUAAGUCGGAGCUUACAGCCAUAAACUCUCCUUGACCAUGGGUGCUCCUGUCCCCACAGGAGUCAGGCCUUUCACCACUUUGUCAAGGUGACGCUGACCAAGAAUCCGAAAAAGCGUCCCACUGCCUCCAAAAUGCUGACCGUAAGUAUCCCAGUCGCCUCCCCUCCCUUCUCCGUUCAUGAGGGAGGGGUAGGUUUUGUAAUCAGCUUCCCGCUAAAACAACACGUCGAAGGUGGCUUAAAAGCCUUCUAAAUGUGCAUGGAGGUGGGUGGGUGGGUAUAACCACACCAGGUACAGUCUUCAAGUUUCUCUUGCACUGAGGAAGAGGCAAGCUGUACUUUGCGACACCUAAGUGGCUUGCCUCUUCGGCAUAAUGUCGGAAGCUGUAAAUAUGGCUAUCUCCCUCUCCACCUGCCGUGGCUCUUGUCCAAGGAUGGAUUCCAGCUAUCUCCAACUCACCCCUUCCUUUCACCAGCACCAGCUAGUUUCCCAGGAAAGGCUCAGCCGCAGCCUGACCCUCGAGCUCCUGGAGAAACUGCGCAACCCUGACAAACUUUCCAGCUGCAGAGGCGAGCCGGAUGAAGAGGAGCAAGAGGUGAGAGCGGAUGGGACGAGGUUGCAGAAUGAGACCCCUGUUUUCCCCACAUGUAUGUUGCAGUUUCGCUAUAAAGCCAAUUGACACCGGUCUGUAUUAUGGAUGCAACAAACAGCUGAGGGUUUCUGUUCUGAAGCGAAACAUCUCUAUUUGCAACUGCGGAAAAGCGUCCCGAAAGCAAACUGGUUUUCUGAACAAUGUGUUGCGCGGUUAAGCCACUUAAUGCAGGAAGGGUGAACUGUGUGAAAUAGUCAGUUGUGCAAUAGCAAGCCGUCCAGCAUUGAGAUGGGUAACAAAGAUGGACUGGCAAAGGGCAAUGUCUCCCAAGGCCAAAAAUGGCACUAGGUGAUGACCCCUGCUCUUGGGGUUAUACAGCAGAAAACACACACUAACAACCCCUCCCCAAUACAAUCUGUUUUCUUGACCACAGACACCCCCACCUCCAGUGCCCCGAAGAAUUCGCUCCAGCCAACGGCAAGGUGUGACCUCACCGGGAUGCACCAACUCCAGGGGUAUGUCUGCCCCACUGCGCUCCUGCACAGGGGCCCCAUUGCUUCUCUCCUUGCCCCUUUGCAUGCUGGGCUUGCACCCCCACUCCUCUCCAGACGGCCCUCCUGCAAGCUCCGCCCCACUUUCUGUCUCCACCUACCACGGAGUGACCCUUCUCAAUAACUCCCUUCCUCUCAUCUCAUUGCAGCCCAUGAUUGCAGCCCAACACUCAGGAACAGGCAGAGUCCGGAGUCCCCGAACUUCACGGUACCUCCUCACCCCUCCCUCCCUGUUCCAGUUGAUACACAGCUGUUGUCCCAUUUGCUCCUCCAAAAGAUAUGGUUCUUUUAUUUCAGGCAUAGGCAAACUCUGCCCUCCAGAUGUUUUGGGACUACAACUCCUAUCAUCCCUGACCACUGGUCCUGUGAGCUAGGGAUGAUGGGAGUUGUAGUCCCAAAACAUCUGGACGGCCCAGUUUGCCUAUGCCUGCUUUAUUUAACCGCUUUGUAUUUUAUCCCCUAACGCUGGUUACCAGAGGGUUGCUGGAUUUAUCUUUCUGGGGCUGGGCUUACACUGGGGAAUUUGAUCUCUCCAUCACCCCUGGCUGGUCACGUUUGUUAGGUUUGAUCUAUGAAAACCCCCUUCGCAGUGUGGUUCGGCCCAGCACUUUGAAAGCAGCUUCCUGUGACCCAAGGGUGAGUCUCACUGCAAACACCUUCCAAGCACUAUUUGGGAGAGCGCUUUGAAAAGGAGCUUCUGAGCUCGACACAAAUGGCAGUGGCUGAGCUUUGUGAACCACCUCUGGAAAUAAGUGCUGUCUUGCAGGAAGCGCUGUGGUCUAAACCACUGAACCUCUUGGGCUUGCUGAUCAGAAGGUUGGCGGUUCAAAUCCCCGUGACGGGGUGAGCUCCCGUUGCUCUGUCCCAGCUCCUGCCAACCUAGCAGUUCGAAAGCAUCCCAGUGCAAGUAGAUAAAUAGGUACCAUUGCGGUGGGAAGGUAAACAGUGUUUCCAUGCGCUCUGAUUUCCAUCACGUUGUCCCGUUGGGCCAGAAGGGGUUUAGUCAUGUUAUUUAUAUGCUGCCCAUCUGACUAGGUUGCCCCAGUCACUGUGGGCAGCUUCCAAAAAAUAUUGAAACAUCAACACUGCUGCCACCCCUGCCACCAUCGUGGGUCCUCCUUUGAAGACCGGUUCCUCCAGUCUUUGCUUUCUGUUUGCAGGAAAUCUCUGCGGAUUCUGGAUAUUGUACUGGCAGCCACCUCUAUGGCGCUGCAUUUGUCAGUAGGUAAGGGUGCUACUUUUAUAUUCCUGUUGUCUUUGUCCAUGGAGUUUUCUUGGCAGGGAUACUGGAGUGGCUUGCCGGUUCCUGCUCCAGGUGGAUCACGUUUGGUCAAAACUCUCCACUAUGACCUGUCCAUCUUGGGUGGCCCUGCACGGCAGAGCUCAUAGCUUCUCUGAGUUAUUCAAGCCCCUUCACCACGGCAAUGCAGUGAUCCAUGAAGGGGAGGCAGUGAUCUAUGAAGGGGGAUCACUUCAUUCCCAGUAGUGAUGUAUGGAAGUGAGAGCUGGACCAUAAAGAAGGCUGAUCGCCGAAGAAUUGAUGCUUUUGAAUUAUGGUGCUGGAGGAGACUCUUGAGAGUCCCAUGGACUGCAAGAAGAUCAGACCUCUCCAUUCUGAAGGAAAUCAGCCCUGAGUGCUCACUGGAAGGACAGAUCCUGAAGCUGAGGCUCCAAUACUUUGGCCACUUCAUGAGAAGAGAAGACUCCCUGGAAAAGACCCUGAUGUUGGGAAAGAUGGAAGGCACAAGGAGAAGGGGACGACAGAGGAGGAGAUGGCUGGACAGUGUUCUCGAAGAUACCAGCAUGAGUUUGACCAAACUGCGGGAGGCAGUGGAAGAGAGGAGUGCCUGGCGUGCUCUGGUCCAGGGGGUCACGAAGAGGCGGACACGACUAAACAACUAAACAACAACAACAACAAGGGUGCUACUGCAAUUAUUAUUAUUACCAUUGCUUUAUGAAUUGCCUUCUAAACCAUCGUCUCAAGGCGAUUUCCACCUAAAAAUAAUUUAGAAGAGCUAAAAAUGCGAAAAAAAAGCAAAUACAUUUAAAAACGAGGCUGAGACCCUGACACUCGUGAUCUAGACCCUUUUAUCCAGCUGGAUCACUGCCUUGCUGUGGCGAAGGGGCUUGAAUAACUCAGAGAAGCUAUGAGCUAUGCCGUGCAGGACCACCACGCUCUAGCCAGUCCCAUUCUACAGCCUUAUAUCUUGCUUCCCUUUCCUUUAUAGGGAGGAUUCGGCAGACUCAGACCACGAUUACGACGACGUGGAUGUGUAAGUGGCAGAGUCUUUCUGUCUCCCUUUGAGGGUACAACCAGUUUUGGAGUUAUAUUACAAAGCGUUAGGAGCACGUCAGGUUGGCAAAAGUUCCAGCAGGGUUUAGGAACCAGGAGGUUGAGGCAAAUGCUUCCCCAAAGGGUUGGAUAGAUGAGCUCCAAGCAUUUCUUUAACCUACCAUUAGCAAAACCCAUAACCCAGGGGUCAGCAAACUUUUCCAGCAGGGAGCCAGUCCACUCUCCCUCAGACCUUGUGGAGGGCCGGACUAUUUUUUUUUGGGGGGGGAGAAUGAAUUCCUAUGCCCCACAAAUAACCCAGAGAUGCAUUUUAUAUAAAAGCACACAUUCUACUCAUGUAAAAUGGCCUCGGUCCUAUAUACCUGAAGGAGCGUCUCCACUCCCAUCAUUCAGCCCGGACACUGAGAUCCAGCGCCGAGGGCCUCCUGGCGGUUCCCUCAUUGUGAGAAGCGAGGUUACAGGGAACCAGGCAGAGGGCCUUCUUGGUAGUGGCGCCCGCCCCAUGGAAUGCCCUCCCUUCAGAUGUGAAGGAAAUAAGCAGCUAUCCUAUCUUUAAAAGACAUCUGAAGGCAGCCCUGUUCAGGGAAGUUUUUAAUAUUUAAUGCUGUAUUGUUUUUAACACUCAAUUGGGAGCCGGCCAGAGUGGCUGGGGAAACUCAGCCAGAUGGGCGGGGUAUAAAUAAAUUUAUUAUUAUUAUUAUUAUUAUUAUUAUUAUUAUUAAAACACCAGGCAGGCCCCACAAAUAACCCAGAGAUGCAUUUUAAAUAAAAGGACACAUUCCACUCAUGCGAAAACACGCUGAUUCCUGGACCGCCCGCGGGCUGGAUUUUGAAGGCGAUUGGGCUGGAUCCGGCCCCCGGGCCUUAGUUUGUCUACCCAUGCCUUAAAGUACCCCUUUGUUGCUGUUGCUCUCCCAAGCCCGUCCUCUAACUCUUCUCUCUGUUUUCCUUCCUUUUGGGGGCACCUCUUAAUGUUGGUCUUCCAGACCCAGCAGAUACGAUGCAAGCAGGUAACUCAUUCCCCCAAUGCGUUUUAAAAUACAGGGUGGGCAUUGGUGGGAUUGCUACGAUGCCAUAAAAUAUUUGUGACUUACAGUUUGGAGGAAAAGGGAGCACUAGCUUCAGCUGUGAGCCGUUUGGCUGCUUUCUUGUUGGAGAUGAGAUCCUGCCUUGGCUUCGCACAUUUCAUGGCAGUGAUGGAUCUUGCUAGCAGAACUUUGGCUGGGUUGGAGGGGAAUAAAAGCAGGCAGCAGAAUCUCAACCCCCCCCCCUUGAAAUGGACCCUUCCUUCUUUUUUUUGUGUGUAAAUUUUAUUAAGUUUUCUGUAUUCCAAUUUAAAAUAUGGUGGUACCUCAGGUCGCACACAGGAUCCGUUCCAGAGCUCCGGUCGGAUCCUGAGGUGUGCGUAUCCACAUUUCUGAAGAAAUGUGCAUGCACACGAAAGCUCAUACCAAUAAUUAACUUAGUUGGUCUCUAAGGUGCUACUGGAAGGAUUUUUUAAAAUUUAAUUUUAUUUAUUUUGUUUUGUUUUGACUACGGCAGACCAACACGACUACUUACUUGUAAAAAGGACUCUGUUUUGUUUUGUUUUUUGGGAAAAGUACUUUUAAACUCUCCCCCCCCCCAAUUCAUUAUAAAUUAUUAUUUCCUUUUUCUUUCAGUGACAUCUCAGGUGUCAAUCUCCCACCUCCACUGCCCCCCAAGGUAAGUCACAGGACUAAGCCAAAGGAGCGAUCCUUUUUCCUUUCUUGCACAUGUUAAGCAAAAUCCACCACAGAGCUCUAUUCUGAGAAGGAAGUGGGCAGUGUUAGAUCAAGACAAUGUGCCCUCCCCCCAAAAAAAUUUGCUUCUACCCAUUGCCACUCCUUGGAAGAAAACCAAAUGCCCAGUUGACAUACGCAAACACAGAGCCGUCUUAAGCAUAGCCGGUGCUGUGGUGCAAAGAUCCCUCCGGCGCCCCACCCCCCUUUUCCAGAGUUGUCGACCUUUUCCCAAGCCUCUACGGGGAUCGCUCUCCUCCCACGGAGGCUUGGGAAGCAAGCUGCACAUCCGCCAGCCAUAUAGUACGUUUCCGAGCACAAUUCAAAGUGUUGGUGCUGACCUUUAAAGCCCUAAAUGGCCUCGGUCCAGUAUACCUGAAGGAGCGUCUCCACCCCCAUCAUCCAGCCCGGACACUGAGGUCCAGCGCUGAGGGCCUUCUGGCGGUUUCCUCGCUGCAAGAAGUGAAGUUACAGGAAACCAGGCAGAGGGCCUUCUCGGUAGUGGCACCUUCCCUGCGGAACGCCCUCCCAGCGGAUGUCAAGACAAUAAACAACUAUUUUACUUCUAAAAGACAACUGAAGGCAGCCCUGUUUAGGAAAGUUUUUAAUGUCUGACGCUGUAUUGUUUUUAAUAUUCGGUUGGAAGCUGCCCAGAGUGGCUGGGGAAACCCAGCCAGAUGGGUGGGGUAUAAAUAAUAAUUAUUAUUAUAGUUGGUGGGGCGCAGCUUCCAUUCUAAGCUUCUGCGGGGAUCGCUCUCCUCCUGCGGAGGCUUGGGAGGCAAGCUGCACGCCCGCCACAGCUGGCGAGGCACAGCUGGCGGGCAUGCAGGGAAAGGGGAGGCCGCCGGCAAAGAUGCGCAGCUCCCCCACUCGCUGGGGCACCCCUGAGAGGCCGGCGCCCUGGCGUGAUGCACCACUAAGCCCUAUGGGAAAGACGGCUCUGCGCAAACAUCACCCUAGCUUUCCAAGGCUGCCCCUGCUGAGGUCCAGAGGAUAUAAGAGGAGGAUGCUGGAUUAGGCCAAUGGCCCACCUGGUCCAGCACCUUGCUCUCACUGUGAUCAAGCAGGUGCCAGUGGAGAAACCCGCAACAGGACCUGAAUGCAAGAGGAGCCUCACUUCCCGUGGCUUCCAGCAACUGGGAGAGCAAAGUCCUUUGCAAAUUGUCACAGUCCAGUUCACGGGCGAUCAAAGUCCCGGCUGGGGACGUCGGGACCGGGGGCAAGAUGGCGGGGUGGGAGCAGGAACGAGAGUCCAGAAGCCAGGAGUCAGGAAGCCAAGAAUCCGAGGGUCAGCGAACUGGGAGUCAAGAAGCCAAGGAUCCGAGGGUCAGGAAGGAAGGAGUCACGAAGUCAAGGGUCCGAGGGUCAAGAAGCAAGGAGUCCCAAAGUCAGGGGUCCGAGGGUCAGGAAGCAAGGAGUCAUGAAGUCAGGGGUCUGAGGAUCAAGAAGCAAGGAGUCCCAAAGUCAGGGGUCUGAGGAUCAAGAAGCAAGGAGUCCCAAAGUCAGGGGUCCGAGGAUCAAGAAGCAAGGAGUCCCAAAGUCAGGGGUCUGAGGGUCAGGAAGCAAGGAGUCCCAAAGUCAGGGGUCCGAGGAUCAAGAAGCAAGGAGUCACGAAGUCAGGGGUCCGAGGGUCAGGAAGCAAGGAGUCACAAAGUCAGGGGUCUGAGGGUCAGGAAGCAAGGAGUCAUGAAGUCAGGGGUCCGAGGGUCAGGAAGCAAGGAGUCACAAAGUCAGGGGUCUGAGGGUCAGGAAGCAAGGAGUCAUGAAGUCAGGGGUCCGAGGAUCAAGAAGCAAGGAGUCAAGGAGCCAAACGCAGCAAGGCAGGGAACGUGUUGCUGUGGCAAAGAGCCAAAGUGAAAUGCUGACCUUAUAUCCCUUCCCGGCUCUUGCCACCAGGUGCAGUGAGUUGCCAAUCGGCCUCACUUGUGUGGCCGCGCCUUGCCUCUUCAGAACAAACUUAGGAAGGCCCCAAUCCUGCAGAGUCCUAUUGGGCACAGGGCCUGACUCCUGCCCGCACACCUGACACAAAGGAAGGGUAGGCCCUGAGGCUAUUGGCAUCCAGAGAGAUCCCUCCGUUCAAAAGCUCCUCUUCCCCCUCUCGGGGCGAGCAGUGGCUUGGCUGGCUGAGAGAGGCAUGGUUUAUGUGGGGAAAGAAGGAAGGAGCAUGGACAUUAGCUGAACUCUGCCCUCUCUCUUCCCCUUGGCAGCCCAGGCUCCGGGUCUCGCCGGACGAGACGGCGGUGGAACGAUCCAUGCCAAGGUGUUCCCUCAAGCCCAUACUCCGAGGACGGUGCUCCAGUGGGCCUGUGACGGGACGGGCUCCUCACCAGGCUAUUCCAGUCGUGGCCCAAGCCUCCCACCUCAGCACCAGAUCAGGUACGAGCUUCCCAAGGAAAUGCAAAGAAACAGGAGACCCAACAUUUGGGCACGCAAACCAUUAUCGUUGUUGUUGUUAUUUGUAUACUGACCUUCAUCCAUACCUCUCAGAGCAGUUCACAAGUAAAGAUACAAGAUAACCCCCCCCCCCAAAUUAUAAUUCCUGAAGGACCAGGUGCGCAGCCUGGGAGUCAUUUUGGACUCACAGCUGUCCAUGGAGGCGCAGGUCAAUUCUGUGUCCAGGGCAGCUGUUUACCAGCUCCAUCUGGUACGCAGGCUGAGACCCUCCCUGUCCGCAGACUGUCUCACCAGAGUGGUGCAUGCUCUGGUUAUCUCCCGUUUGGACUACUGCAAUGCGCUCUACGUGAGGCUACCUUUGAAGGUGACCCGGAAACUGCAACUAAUCCAGAAUGCGGCAGCUAGACUGGUGACUGGGAGCGGCCGCCAAGACCAUAUAACACUGGUCUUGAAAGACCUACAUUGGCUCCCAGUACAUUUCUGAGCACAAUUCAAAGUGUUGGUGCUGACCUUUAAAGCCCUAAACGGCCUCGGUCCUGUAUACCUGAAGGAGUGUCUCCACCCCCAUCGUUCAGCCUGGACACUGAGGUCCAGCACCGAGGGCCUUUGGGGAGUUCCCUCACUGCGAGAAGCCAAGUUACAGGGAACCAGGCAGAGGGCCUUCUCAGUAGUGGCACCCGCCUUGUGGUACGCCCUCCCACCAGAUGUCAAAGAGAAAAACAACUACCUGACAUUUAGAAGACAUCUUAUUCAGGGAAGUUUGUAAUGUGUGACAUUUCAAUGCGUUUUUAAUCUUUGUUGGAAGCCGCCCAGAGUGGCUGGGGAGACCCAGCCAGAUGGGCGGGGUACAAAUAAUAAAUUGUAGUAUUAUUAUUAUUAUAAAAAUAAGAAUGAAAACAAACCAAUGAUCCCCACUCCCACAAACACAAUUUAAAAGGGCAUUGGAUGUUAAUCAGCCAAAGUCCUCGCUGAAGAGGAAUGUUUUCGCCGGGCACUUAAAGUGUAUAAUGAAGGCUAUGGGAUGCGGGUGGCGCUGUGGUCGAAACCACUGAGCCUCUUGGGCUUGCCAAACAGAAGGUCGGUGGUUCAAAUCCCCACGAUGGAGUGAGCUCCCAUUGCUCUGUCCCAGCUCCUGCCAACCUAACAGUUCGAAAGCACACCAGUGCAAGUAGAUAAAUAGGUACUGCUGUGGCGGGAAGGUAAAUGGCAUUUCUGUGCGCUCUGGCGGUGUCCCAUUGCGCCAGAAGCUGUUUAGUCAUGCUGGCCACAUGACCCGGAAAGCUGUCUGUGGACAAAUGCCGGCUCCCUUGGCCUGAAAGCGAGAUGAGCGCCGCAACCCCAUAGUCGCCUUUGACUGGACUUAACCAUCCAGGAGUCCUUUACCUUUUACCUAUAAGGAAGGCACCAGACGAGCCUCCCUAGGGAGAGUAUUCCUCAAAUGGGAAUCACAAUGGCUUAUAUGAGCACAAAAGGGGAACACAUUUUUUAAAAAAAUUACCUUGGAGCUGAGAACCAGAACUGGACAGCAAUGGACUUCAAAGACGACAGGCUCACACAAUACACCACGAGGGAAAGUGUGUGUUUUUUCAUUCAGGAGACCCCAAAAACGGAUUGGAUCAGGAGGGGAAUAAAUUUCUGUUCAGGUUUUAAGAGUUUUGUUUUUUUCUGAUACAAUGGUAAAAAGCGGCUUUACGUUGAGACAUAAAAGCUUUUAGACCGGUGCUACUGACCCGAUGCAAAUUCUAAGAUGGUGCAGGACCCAAAGGAAGUGUGGACAGGCCCCACUAACCUAAAACAUGAGGCAAAAUAAUAUCCUCAAAGCCUUUGGCAGGAGCUUGUUACAGAGCUACUUGUUCCGUUUUGGAGAUCUGACCAGCAACUAUGAUUUAAAUACAUCAAGCAUCAAAACAGAUGUAUUCCCUGAUAGAUCAAGAGAAAGCACAAUCAAACAAGGCAAUGAAUCCUCAAUUGAGCCGUCUUCCACAGACGCAAAACCACAAAUGACUCGGGAUCAUUUCACUACCUGCUUUGCAGUACAGAAACAGACCAUUAGCUGAAAUCUGAGAAUAAUAAAGGCUUCCCUUGGGGCGGGGGAGGGAUUUAUCCUUUUUCAUCAAGUCAUCCACUGGUUCGUGUUCACAUAUUUGAUAGUUGUCAUUCCAGGGGGAGAGUUUGAUUCUAUUGAAGGAAAUCAAAGUGUACUGGUAGAACACAUAUUCGAGGCUAGAGUUACACAAAGACGAUGGAUGUGCAGUAACCUUAGCCCUCAAAAGAGCUACAUGAAUUGUAUUAUUUCCCCAUGAAGCCUUUGGAAUACGUGUCCACAAAGCAGUCCCAAACCAUAAUUUAGCUUAAGUAUGUCACUAAAGGGAUGCAGGUGGCCCUGUGGGUAAAACCACAGGGCCUAGGACUUGCUGAUCAGAAGGUUGGCGGUUCGAAUCCCCGCGACGGAGUGAGCUCCCAUUGCUCAGUCCCAGCUCCUGCCCACCUAGCAGUUCGAAAGCAUCUCAAGUGCAAGUAGAUAAAUAGGUACCACUCCGGCGAGAAUGUAAACGGCGUUUUGAUGCGCUGCUCUGGUUCAUCAGAAGCAGCUUAGUCAUGCUGGCCACAUGACCUGGAAGCUGUCUGUGGACAAACGCCGGCUCCCUCGGCCUAUAGAGCGAGAUGAGCGCCGCAACCCCAGAAUCGUCCACGACUGGACCUAAUGGUCAGGGGUCCCGUUACCUUUUAUGUCACUGAAAGAAUCAUAUAUAUAUAUAUAUAUAUAUAUAUAUAUAUAUAUAUAUAUAUAAUUUGUUUCUGCAACCACUGGUCUGUUCAACUUUCGCCUUCGUUGUUCUGUAUGAAAUAUUUUCCCCUGUUGUUAUCCACACUCCGACAAUUCCAUUUUCAGUUUCUGCUCACAGGAGCCAUAAUAUGUCACAUCACAAAAAAGGAGACUCCAUUAGCAGACAUCCAAAAUUCCCCUCUGUCAUCUCGCUCCAUAUCCCAACAUGCUAGUUCCUCUGCAAAAACACAAUAACUCCAGUCCGGAAUUCUUUCCAUCCUUCCGCUGAGGGUAGCUGGCAGAUUCCUCACCUAGUUAAUAUUAUAAUUAAACCACAAUGACAGCAGAAUGCUCUUCCAGGCUCGCUUGCGUAUUUCAAACAGUUGCCUUUCAGGGCAGAUUUACCAGGUAGAACUGUAAGUACAAAUACCGUAUUUUUUGCUCUAUAAGACUCACUUUUUCCCUCCUAAAAAGUAAGGGGAAAUGUGUGUGCGUCUUAUGGAGCGAAUGCAGCCUGUGCGGCUAUCCCAGAAGCCAGAACAGCAAGAGGGAUUGCUGCUUUCACUGCGCAGCGAUCCCUCUUGCUGUUCUGGCUUCUGAGAUUCAGAAUAUUUUUUUUUCUUGUUUUCCUCCUCCAAAAACUAGGUGCGUCUUGUGGUCUGGUGCGUCUUAUAGAGCGAAAAAUACGGUAUAUCAAAGGAGAAUAAUAAAGGCUUACUUUGCCCUGGGGCUAUACAAUUAGUCCAUCAAUUAAUUCAAGAAGCGGGUCAGUCCUUUGUGCUGUUAAGAACCACAUAUUAUUACCUGUUUACUGCUUGCCUACAUUCUUGAGUAAACAAACAAACCCCUGUGCUGAACAGUGUUUCCAGAUAACAACUACUGUUUCGUUGAAUUCUUCAUCAGCCAAUUAGUUCAACACUUGUAAGUAGAAAGAUAUGUAAUUUCUUCGUUAACCAAUCUUUUUUCGAAUAGAUAUAAUGGAAAAUACUCUGGAACACUGUUAUGCGGAAACACUGUUCAGCAGAGUUCAGAGUUGGACAUCAGAAUUGGACAUUUGCUGAUUAUACAAAGCUUCACAGCUUGUUCUCUGCCGGGUGAAGUCUAGCCCCGUGAUUCGUUUAAGGACAUUCAGAGACUUUCAGAAGGGACGCGGGUGGUGCUGUGGUGCUGUGGGUUAAACCACAGAGCCUAGGACUUGCCGAUCAGAAGGUCGGUGGUUCGAAUCCCCAUGACGGGGUGAGCUCCCAUUGCUCGGUCCCUGCUCCUGCCAACCUAGCAGUUCGAAAGCACAUCAAAGUGCAAGUAGAUAAAUAGGUACCACUCUGGUGGGAAGGUAAACGGCGUUUCCGUGCGCUGCUCUGGUUCGCCAGAAGUGGCUCAGUCAUGCUGGCCACAUGACCCAGAAGCUGUACGCCGGCUCCCUCGGCCAAUAAAGCGAGAUGAGCGCCGCAACCCCAGAGUCGGUCACGACUGGACCUAAUGGUCAGGGGUCCCUUUACCUUUACUAGAGACUUUCAGAGACUUCAGUUUGUUAGUUUUGAUGUUUUGAAUUAUUCCAUAAAGUUUUUCGCAUUGUUAUUGUUUCUGGCCAUUGUGUUGCUUUUGAUACUGCUGCCUCCAUUCCUGGGCAGAUCCUGGGAGCUUGCGGACAGACCUCGCAAACAGGGGCGUUUGCCAGGGCAUUUGGUGGAGGAGUUUAAGGGGGAGGCCCAGAGCUCAGUCUCUUGGUGUGCAAUAGGACCAGAGACACAGAGGGCAAAGGAGCUGCUGCAGGGCCUGUGACACCCGUGCCGUGUUUGUCAUUCUGCCAGAGAACAUAGCAGCAGUACACUUGUAGCAAGUGCAAUCUGGUUGCCUUGCUGGAAAGAGAAGUUGCAGCAACCUGAGGCCCACCCACUUGAACUAAGAACAACAGAGCUCAUUCUUUGGACAUGCAGAUGGUGGUACUUAACUGGCCAGCUUUAGGCCAUUACCUUAAAAAGAAACCUGUCUGACAUGCAUACAGCAGCCACCUACAUACAUAUAAAUGCAAUCUCCUCUCUUGGAUUCUGAACCCCAGUGGAUGCAGGAUCACAGGCUUGGAUGGGACCCACAGAUACCAUCCAGACUCACCCCACAAAACCUGAUAGAUGGUGUACAGGGAAGUUUUUAAUGGUUGAUGUUUUAUUGCGCUUUUGAUAUUUUGUAGGGAGCCUUCCAGAGUGGCUGGGGAAAACCCAGCCCAAUGGGCAGCAUAUAAAUCAUAAAAUUAUUAUUAUUAUUAUUAUUAUUAUUAUUAUAUACCCACAGCCCUGACUAUAAAGUAAGGCUGCAUACUGAACCUUACGUACCUGGGAAGAAGCCCCGCUGAAUUCAGCAGGUCUUACUUCUGAGUAGGCAUUGUUCAGAUUGCAAGGCAACAAGAUAACAAAGUACAAUGAUACGAUAUCAAUAUACACUCUUUAUAUAAUAUGAAAUAUAUGAAAUCACAUAAACAGAAAACUUACGAAUCUCUGAAAGUCACAAAAUAUGCACUCUUAAUGGGUUCUCUUGGAAAUAUAAAACCAAAUAAACGUAAGUCUUAUAAGUCUCGUAAAGGCUUUGAAGACUAUGCAAGUCUUUGAAAGAAGCAAUGUAUUAGAUUCUUAUCUGGUGAAAACAGGCUGUAAAGCUUUGUUUAUGGCGUCCAACACUGCCGAAGUAGUUUGCAAACAGACGUGAACAGUGAUUCCGGAUAGACCCGCUGUUUCCUGGAAGAAGAACUUUAGCACAGCAGAAGGAUACAAAAUGCUUCAUAAACCAUCUCCGCCAAGCUAAGCAGUUUCAUCUCCGCCAAGCUAAGCAGUUGGCUCCUUACCUCUCUCGCCCUGACCUAGCCACUGUGAUCCACGCGGCGGUCACCUCCAGACUGGAUUAUUGUAACUCGCUCUAUGUGGGGCUGCCCUUGAGACUGACCCAGAAACUCCAGCGGGUGCAGAAUGCCGCGGCGAGACUCUUUAUGGGGUCUUCGCUGCGAGAUCACAUUCAUCCGGUACUAUACCAGCUGCACUGGCUCCCGGUGGAGUACAGGAUCAGGUUCAAGGUGCUGGUUUUGACCUUUAAAGCCCUAGGCGGCCUAGGACCCUCGUACCUAUGGGACUGCCUCUCCUGGUAUGUCCCACGGAGGACCUUAUGAUCUUCAAACAAAAACAUCUUGGAGGUCCCGGGCCACAGAGAGGUUAGGCUGGCCUCAACCAGAGCCAGGGCUUUUUUGGCGUUGGCUCCGAUCUGGUGGAACGCUGUGUCCCAAGAGACUAGGGCCCUGCGGGACUUGACAUCUUUCCGCAGGGCCUGCAAGACAGAGCUGUUUCACCAGGCCUUUGGCCAGGGCGCAACCUGACUCCCUCCUUUGGCAAUCUUCACAGAACUCCAGCCCAAUGGUUGCCGUCAAUUUGAUUUGAAUUAAUUUAUAAUGAAUGAUUUUAGAAUGUUGUACUAUUUUAUUGUUGUUAGCCGCCCUGAGGCCGGCUUUGGCUGGGGAGGGUAUAAAUAAAAUUUAUUAUUAUUAUUAUUAUUAUUAUUAUUAUUAUUAUUAUUAUUAUCAUCUAUAUGGUGAAUGGAAAAGUAUAACAACAAUUGCUAUGGAACAGUGCUCAUAAAGAUAUGUAGUCAACAUGGGGGUUAAAUUGUUUGGUUAAUAGUUCAGAUUGCAGCAGACAUUUUGCACCUCCCAUCCUGUGACAAGCGGGGAAGACUCCAUCUUCCCGGCCAAACGUUACCUGAAGCAGCCACCUGGGGUCUUGCAAUGGUACAGUUGGCCACAGCUGCUUUCAGAACCAGUGGAGUUGGGGCUGAUCCUCACCUUUCUCUCUUGCAGUUCCUGAACUGCGGCUGACUCCCCAGACCCACGGACCUCCCAUCCUUCCCCGCAAGGCAGAGAAGAAGCAGAAACCCGUGAGUGCCUCGAUCAUCCACACCUGUAUUCCCCAAGUACCUGUCUUCCUAGUGCUUUGGACCACAGAUUCCAGCCUAGGGGUGUCAGGAGUUAUAAUCCAGGACACCUGGAGGCAAGGAUGGAUCUGAAACUAGUGACAUUUAAGCUUCCUUGCCUCUAAUCCUGGAGGGGCCCCAGAAGCAUUGCUUACAUUUUUUAGGUCUAGUAGACCCGAUCUGAAUCGCGUGACCCCAACUGAUUAAACUGAUUAAAUAAACGACCCCAAAGUUUGAGAGUCAGUAGCACAGACGUAAAGAUGUGGCGAUCUGCCGCGGAACAACCCCAUUGAAGAAGAUAACUUCUUCUUUUUUAAAUCAUUUUUAUUGAUUUUCCAAUAAAACCAGCCAAUCAACAUACAGUGGUACCUUGGGUUAAGAACUUAAUUCGUUCCGGAGGUCCGUUCUUAACCUGAAACUGUUCUUAACCUGAAGCACCACUUUAGCUAAUGGGGCCUCCCGCUGCUGCCGUACAAUUUCUGUUCUCAUCCUGAAGCAAAGUUCUUAACUUGAGGUAAUAUUUCUGGGUUAGCGGAGUCUGUAACCUGAAGCGUAUGUAACCCGAGGUACCACUGUAUCCACAUCAUAAUCCAAUUAAAAGCAAUAAACUGAAACAAAAAACAAAAACACAACCAAAUGACAGUCCAAAUGGUGAACUAUUAAUUUUUCCAUGCUCCCCAUAGUCUGGACCUCUGAAGAAUAUAUCCCAAUAUCUUCGUUCCUGCCUCUUCUCGUUGUUUUCAUAUUUUCCACAUUCUGAUCUUAAUGCUUUAAAGUUCUCCAUCACUGGCUAUGCGAUUCUCAAUCAUGUCUAAGAAGAUAACUUCUUCUUUGGCGAUCACUCGUAGCCGAGUAAGAUUGUCUUCCAUAAACACGGUUUUAACAAUGGGUUCGUAAGUGACUGUGGAGACCACUGGCUCCGAAGACCGCCCCCCCACGGCAGUUCAAGCUUCAGGGGCCCCCAAAUGUAGGUCCGCCACUGGCUGGAAGGGCACCAGGUUAGCAGAGAUUGCUGUAUAGAGUGAGACAAAGAGGUUGGGGGCAGUUAUGCCCCUGGUAGGAGUGGGGGACAGUGCAUAGGAUGGUUAGGGCUGGGCUAGGCUUGAGUUCUCAUACUGGGUGGCCUCCCGUUAUGGAUUGAGGUUGAAUCCUGACAAGACAGAAGUACUGUUCUUGGGGGACAGGAGGCAGGCUGGUGUGGGGGACUCCCUGGUCCUGAAUGGGGCGACUGUGCGCCUGAAGGACCAGGUGCGCAGCCUGGGAGUCAUUUUGGACUCACAGCUGUCCAUGGAGGCACAGGUCAAUUUUGGUCCAGGGCAGCUGUCUACCAGCUCCAUCUGGUACACAGGAUGAGACCCUCCAUGCCCACAAACUGUCUCGCCAGAGUGGUGCAUGCUCUAGUUAUCUCUCACUUGGACUACUGCAAUGUGCUCUAUGUGGGGCUACCUUUGAAGGUGACCCGGAAACUGCAAUUAAUCCAGAAUGCGGCAGCUAGACUGGUGACUGGGAGCGGCUGCCGAGACCACAUAACACCGGUCUUGAAAGACCUACAUGGGCUCCCAAUACGUUUCCGAGCACAAUUCAAAGUGUUGGUGCUGACCUUGAAAGCCCUGAACGGCCUCGGUCCAGUAUACCUGAAGGAGCGUCUCCACCCCCAUCGUUCUGCCCAGACACUGAGGUCCAGUGCCGAGGGCCUUCUGGCAGUUCCCUCACUGCGAGAAGCCAAGUUAUAGGGAACCAGGCAGAGGGCCUUCUUGGUAGUGGCACCUGCCCUGUAGAAGACAUCUGAAGGCAGCCCUGUUUAGGGGAGCUUUUAAUGUUUGAUGUAUUACUGUAUUUUAAUAUUUGGUUGGAAGCUGCCCAGAGUGGCUGGGGAAGCCCAGCCAGAUGGGCGGGGUAUAAAUAAAUUAUUAUUAUUAUUAUUAUUAUUAUUAUUAUUAUUACUGAUUUUUUAAAUAUACAUUUUCAUUGUUUUUUGUAUACAUAGCAUUUCCAACAUCCAUUUAAUAUAACUUAUUAUCUUAUACAAUAUUUUAGACUUCUGUCAACCACCUCUGAUGAUUUUCCGUUCUUUAUCAUUUAUUCUGCAUUUCUUAAUUUCUCUAUUAUUUUUAAUUAUCAUUAACUAAUAAUUCUGCUCAUAGUAUUCCUUGCAAUAUUUCAAAUAGUCCUCGUUACAGAACUUCUUGCAGUCCUACUAGCGUAAUCUGUUCAUUACAGUUGCUUUUUAAAUAGUUCAUAUAUUUGCUCCAGUCUUCUAAGAAUCUCUGGUCCCGCAGGUUUCGAAUCCUUCCUGUUAGUUUAUCUAAUUCUGCAUAGUCCAUUAAUUUCACCCGCCAUUCUUCUUUCGUCCAUAUUUGGCGGGAAAAUCCCUUAUCCCAGCACCGUGUCCCGCUGCUGUCCCUUAUUGAUGAUGUCCCUUAAUUUCCCCGGGUUUCAAAGGAAGCAGCUCCUCCCCCUCCCUCCCUGCCUGGAAGGAGGGAGGCUCCAACUGUGUUGCUUGGCUGCGUUGCUCACCCAAUAAGGAGCCUAAGAACGACUGGGGGGUGGAGCUUGCAUGCCUUGUGCCGAUCAAAUCGGCCGCGUUGCCUUUGCUCAGCGCUUCCCAGCGGAGAGGUGACGGUGGUUUUCCUUGCUGCAUCCCCUUUGCCGGGUUGCUGCGCUGUGGGAACCACCGCUUGAGGCUUCGUUUGGCUGCUGGCUGGGCUUUCUGCCUUUGGCUCGGAGGGGCUCAGAAGUCGAACAUACCUGUGCUCUGAAAAUCCCUUAUUUUGGCUGCUGAGCCCUUAUUUUUGAGGCUGUUGGUUCCUUAUUUUCAAAUCUGUAAGUUGACAGCUAUGCUUUCGUCGGUACCGUCAUGGAUAACUGUUGCCUCCCUCUCUCCCCAGGAGAGGGUGCUCUUCAAGAAGGUUUUCAACGAGUGCCCCUUACACGUCACCUCGGCUACUGCGUGGACCCACCCAAAUAGCAACGGUAGGGCAUGGAGGGGCGAAGUCUGUGUUGGGGUCAUUUACUGGGCGGGGGGGGGGGAACCGGGAAAGGUGAACCAAACUCAAACAAUCACGCCCGUCUCGUAGAGUGACUUUACACCAGUUUGCUCACCAGUGCUCCACACUGGCUCCAAGGUUCUAGUUCUCACUGUUGUGCACUAUACCAUCACCCCACCUGCCCUCUCACACUUCCCUUUGCGCUUGUGCCAAUCCGCUCACUGCCAAACUCCCCCUUAAAGUGGGGUUGCCAUAUGUCCUCCUUUUCCAGGACAUGUCCUCUUUCUCCAGGAUUAAAAUUGCUGUCUGGGCCGACUUUUUAAAAAUUUGGCAAAAUGUCCAGCAGAGUCAUGUCAGAUGGGUUUGGUGGGAGUUCUAGUCUGAAAAUCUAGAGGACACAAGGCUGGGGGAAGGCUGUUCUAGUGCUUAGACUCAGAACUGAGGCACCUAAGCUAGUCAGCUGAGAGACUCUCUCUCACAAGAGAGCAGCGUCUUAAACAAGCUAGUAAAGGUACAGUGGUACCUCAGGUUAAGUACUUAAUUCAUUCCGGAGGUCCGUACUUAACCUGAAACUGUCCUUAACCUGAUGCACUACUUUAGCUAAUGGGGCCUCCUGCUGCCGCCACUCCGCCGGAUCACAAUUUCUGUUCUCAUGCUGAAGCAAAGUUCUUAACCUGAAGCACUAUUUCUGGGUUAGGGGAGUCUGUAACCUGAAGCGUCUGUAACCUGAGAUACCACUGUAAAGGGACCCUUGACCGUUAGGUCCAGUCGUGACUGACUCUGGGGUUGCAGCGCUCAUCUCGCUUUAUUGGCCGAGGGAGCCGGCGUACAGCUUCCGGGUCAUGUGGCCAGCAUGACUAAGCCGCUUCUGGCGAACCAGAGCAGCGCACGGAAACGCUGUUUACCUUCCUGCCAGAGCAGUACCUAUUUAUCUACUUGCACUGGUGUGCUUUCGAACUGCUAGGUUGGCAGGAGCAGGGACCGAGCAACGGGAGCUCACCCCGUCGUGGGGAUUCGAACCGCCGACCUUCUGAUUGGCAAGUCCUAGGCUCUGUGGUUUAACCCACAGCGCCUCCCGCAUCCCUCUUAAACUAGCUACAUACUGUAUAAAUCCUUCUCUUGUGGCUGAACUCAAAGGACGCUGGCUCAGCUACAAGAUCUUGGAGGAGUCUGGGAGGGCAAGCGUUAACACCCCACUGCCCGUAAGGAGAUGCCAUAUGUACAUGCUAGACUAUGGGUAGGCAAACUAAGGCCCAAGAGGCUCAUGCCCCAAUUAACUCCCUGCUGCAUUUCCUUCCCCAUUUUUGCAGAGCUGCACUUAAUUCUGGGGGCUGAAGAAGGGAUAUAUGCCUUGAACCGGAGCGAAGCAGAGCCCACCCUCGAACUGGUAAGAUAGAGGAGGUGCUGUGGGGGGGCGGGGGUCCGAAGGACAGGGAAUUUGCUUGUGUGGAGGGAUGCAAAAUGGUAAAAAGGACCACUGAGAUUUGAUAGCAUGCAAGCCAAAUUCUGAGCCGAUAUCCCGUAGCGUGCAUCAGUUAUCCCCCAAAACACAUCAUAAUCACCACCACUUUGCGGAAUCAAUUGAAGACUAUUAUUAUUAUUAUUAUUAUUAUUAUUAUUAUUAAUUGAAAUUACAUACCGGCCUAUACCCGGGGUCUCAGGGCAGUUCACAGAAUAAAAUCAAGAUAUGAAGCCACAAAAUACAUAAUAAUAAUAAUAAUAAUAAACCAACCCAAUAGCCCCCCCCCGUAUUUUAAAGGGCAUAGGACAUGGGUAGGCAAACUAAGGCCCGGGGGCUGGAUCCGGCCCAAUCGCCUUCUAAAUCCGACUCGCGGACGGUCUGGGAAUCAGCAAGUUUUUACAUGAGUAGAAUGUGUGCUUUUAUUUAAAAUGCAUCUCUGGGUUACUUGUGGGGCAUAGGAAUUCAUUCAUUCCCCCCCUCCAAAAAUAUAUAUAUAGUCCAGCCCCCCACAAGGUCUGAGGGACAGUGGACCGGCCCCCUGUUGAAAAAGUUUGCUGACCCCUGGCAUAGGAUGUAAAUCAGGUCAGCCAAAGGCCUGGUUAAAAAGAAACAUUUUUGCCUGGCGCCUAAUGGUGUAUAAUGAAGGCGCCAGGUGAACUUCCCUGGGGAGAGCAUUCCACAGAUGGGGAGCCACUGCAGAGAAGGCCCCGUUCUUGUGUUGCCACCCUCUGGACCUCUUGAGGAGGAGGCACAUGAAGAAGAUGCUUUUGUUCUGAAAGUGUCUCCCAGCUGGAUAAAUGGGUCUUUACCAUGAGCUGUCAUUUCACAGAAUUCUGGAGUUGGAAGGGACCCCAAGGGUCAUCUAGUCCAACCCGCUGCAAUGCAGGAAUUUUGUCCACAGCCAUCCUUGGGUUGGUUCGAACCACCAACCUUCUGGUUAACAGCCAGAUGCACUGACUUAUUCCUAGGGCUUUAGAUUUUUCUAAAAAAAAUGUCUCUGUUGUUUUUGUGUUUUUAACUAUUUUUAACUAUUUUAUGUGUUAAAAACCACCUUGAAGUGGUGGUUUAGAAGGCAAUUAAUAGAUCAGUAAUAACAAUAAAAAUUAAAAGAUUAUAAUAAUCCAGGUAUUAAAAAUUGUGGAUUCACGUAUCUCAGUUGAGGCAAGCAUAGACCUGCUCUGUCUGCCUUCAGAAGCAGUGCUUGGCCUCAGUUUGCCCCAUCUGUAAAAUGGACACAAUAGGCAGUCAUUUGUCAUGAGGCUGGUUGAAUGGAUCAAGUGAAAGCCUUGAAAUUUAGGAAUAAGUGUGGGUUGAGGCACACUCACAGAAUAACAAAACAGUGAGAACUCGGAGAAUCUUCCUGCCCGCUUUCUGAUGGGGCUUUCUGACCAUUUGACGUGCUUGAUGUACAUUUCAUUAAAACAGCCUUGUACUUUUAUCUCCAUAAAACCAUAGAAAUGCAUUUAGAACGAAUUAUAAUACAACUUUAACCUCUUUAAGACGAUCGCUGAAACAGACACUUAAGAAUAAACUACACUUAAAAAUCAGCCAUGCAGUCAUUGGCUUGGCAGUGUGGAAUAAAAACUGCAUAGCUGCACAAACCCACCCAAGGGCACUCUGCAAUCUUGAAAACACCUGAACCAGAGAUCUAAAAACCAACAGCAAACGAGCCUGGCAAGCUUCCCUUGGGAGAGGGAACCAGGUGAGAGGAGCCACCACCGAAAAGGCCCCGCUAAACAGUUUUCAUGUUCCAUUUCCCAUAUCCUGACUCCUGUUUCUUCUCUCCCUCUCCCAUCCCUGCCACAGCUCUAUCACAGCCGCACAACUUGGGUUUACUGCAUUGGGAACGUCCUCAUGUCACUUUCUGGUGAGUUGAUCCCACCAGGAUAAGGAGGGGGGUGAAUAAUGUAGAAAGCCAAGUCAGAGCGGAAUGGAGAGGGAUAAGGGAAUAGCUUUGGGUUUGCGGAGAGGAAGGCUUUGCAGGGCAGAGGGCUGGAUGGGCAAGACCAGUUUAGAUGCCUGCAAGUGUGAAAUAUACUCAGAGUCGAGAGUGGAUUUCAUGCUCUUCAUUCCGCUCAUAGUGGUGAGGAGGAAUGGAAGUUCCCCCAGAAUGUCUGCUUUAUAUACAUUAUUUACACAAUGGGCUGCACGUGAUUGGCUUAUUCCGGAAUUCUCCUGUAGGCCAAUCAGGUUGCGGAUUCACUUCCACCUGGAGCUGGAUUGGGUGGCUCCCACGGACCAAUCAGACUGCUGCAUUCUGGAUCCUAUUGUUCUAGGACCAAUCAGACUGCUGCAUUCUGAAUCCUAUUGUUCUAGGACCAAUCAGACUGCUGCAUUCUGGAUCCUAUUGUUCUAGGACCAAUCAGACUGCUGCAUUCUGGGUCCUAUUGUUCCAGGACCAAUCAGACUGCUGCAUUCUGAAUCCUAUUGUUCUAGGACCAAUCAGACUGCUGCAUUCUGAGUCCUAUUGUUCUAGGACCAAUCAGACUGCUGCAUUUUGGAUCCUAUUCAGCUCAGUACAUAACAAAGUGCUAGGAUAAAACUCAGGUGGGGCUCGGGAACAGCGUGGGCCAUGCCUGGCUGAAUUCUGGUAGAAAAUCCUCAGCAUCAUUAAUAACCAAAGAACUUUGCUGGAUCAGACCAAAAGAGACCUUUCUAGUUUUCUCAUAGUGGCUACCCAGAUGCCUCAAUAGGAAACAUCAAGGCAUGGGAGCAGCAAAUAAUCAUUUGUUAUUUAUUUGCUUAUUUUGCAAAUGCAAAAACUGCAUUACAACCCGAGACUACCAACACAGUGUGCACAGGAUAAAAAUUGAGCACACACGAAAUAAGAAUUCAAAAGAAAACAAAGUCGCCCCUGCAGAUGCACAGUUAAACAUUUCACAAAUGGCUAACUGAUGCCUCUGUGGAUGCAGUCUUAAAACAAAAAAAUCGUGGGAAUGUUCAGGGAUCCAGGAGAGGAUAUAUUAUUUGGUUAUAGCCUUUCCAACUUGUGUUAACAAGUUCACAAUUUAGCAGAGUAGCAUUCCCCUUUUUAAAUUCACAGCGGAUGCGUUUGUUCAGGCUCGCUAAUAACUGUUCUGGUAUUUUCCCCUUAUUCCCUCAUAAAAGAUAAGACACGACACAGUCUUCUAUAAAAGUAUAAAAAGAGUUUACUCACAUUCUGUUCACAAUCGGAUCCCAGAAGGCAGACUUAGCUUAGAAAAGUAACAUACACCUGGAAACUAUCCCAUAAAGAGACGGUCCCUUUGUUCUCUCUUGGCUAGAGGCCAAGAGAGCAUCUUUGACUAAGCAGAUGUUGCUUCUUCGAUGCAUGUAGUCCAAGAGAGAGAGAUGUCUACCCUGCCCUGUGCUUUUGUCCUUACCUGCACAGGUGAGGCCAAUCCCACCUCUAGUCACAUGCAGAGGAAGUCUAUCCCAGCCCAGAAGGAAACAGGAAGUUGACCUGCUGGCUGGACAAACAUUCCUCCCCAUGCGUAAACAUGUUCACUCUAGGAAUGUUGUAUUUGACUGCUCUUGUGUUUCACAUCCCACAAAAAUAAAUAAACCAUCAGCCGGUUGCCUGAACUUCAUGAUGCAAGGCACCUACCUGAUUUCUAAUCCUUUCCUUCCCAGAUAAACUGCCUCUGAGCUUGGAGGCUCUGUUGGGCCACCUUGACUGAAAGCUGCAGACAGGCCACCCUAGUUAGCUUGCUCUUGGGAAUACCACCUGCGAGGCCUGAAUGGUGUAACUACCCAUACCCUUGGCUGUUUAUGCCCGCUUGAAGCAGCAGCAGCACUGAUCCUUUUUUCUUUCCUUGCCCUCCUCCUCCCCCUUUAACCAGGCAAGGCCCCCCAACUCUUCUCCCACAACUUGCCCGGCCUCUAUGAGCAGAGCCGCCGAGACCAGCGCCCCGGGAUCUACAUUUCCCCCCACCGGCUACUCCCCAGGUAACCCACGCCAAGAACUGUGGGACAAGGGCAAGGAGGAGCGCGAGUGCAUGUGAGAACGGUUGUCCUUUUGCUCCGGCUCCCUCAGCGCAGUAUGGGGGUGCCUUCUGGUGGUUCCUUCACUUACAGGGAACCAGGCAGAGGGCCUUCUCAGUAGUGGCACCUGCCCUGUGGAAUGCCUUCCCAUCAGAUGUCAAGGAAAUAAGCAACUAUACUACAUUUAAAAGACAUCUGAAAGCAGUUCUCUUUAGGGAAGCUUUUAAUGUUUAAAUCUGUAUUGUGUUUUUAAUGUUCGAUUGGAAGAUCCUCAGAGUGGUUGGGGAAACCCAGCCAGAUGGGCGGGGGUAUAAAUAAAUUAUUAUUAUUACUAUUAUUAUUAUUACAUGGAUGGCUUUGGAUUCUAAACCUACAUGGUGGGUGCAUGGUUGUGCCAUGUAGGAGAGAAAGAGAGAAUGAGAGAGAGGGGAAUGGGCGGAGCUUGGAGGGGUUUAGCGGGAAGCCACAAAGUGCAUUUCCCCUAUCUGGUCGUCUCAACGCUGCCCUCUGCUGGCUGGAGGCUUACAAGGUUGCUUAUGCCCAACAGAAAAUUCAGGUGUAUUCUGCAGCGUGUUCUCGACGCAUUAAUUUGUGCAUUAGCAGUGGAUUCCCCCAUGCUUUCUGUGUAGUGAGCUCUCAGGUGGUGGUUGCCAGAUUUUCAGCCAGCCCCUGCAGCUGUGCCUUUAACGGUGGCUUGGUAAUGAUACAAAUUGCGUGGCAAUUGUAGAGAAGGUCAUAAGCAGCAUAGAUGGUGAAACUUAUGGUCUAAAACUGGCUGCGCUACAGGCAAGAGGAAGAGGAGAUGCAAACCACCUCGCAUUCCACCUCCUACUGAGCCCUGGGCAGGGUCAGAGUUUGCAGCUAACCCUAAAAAUACAACAAACCUGUUGUCAUCUCUGGCUCACCAUUUGCCACUUCCCACACCUGCCCAUCAUGGCCAGCCGACCAUCAAUCCUUCUUUCCUCCCUCCUCAGGAAAAACAUCGUCACCACCAAGAUCCCGGAUACAAAGGGGUGCCAAAAAUGUUGCACAGGUGAGUGCCAUUCCAGCCCUGACCUGCAGGGGGAGCAGCGCUCCCAUUCUCACACCCCAACCCUUCAUGGUCAGGUUCAUUGUCUGGGCUCACAAAAUCACACCUAUGGGAAUUUCGACCAAUUCCAGAAUAAGCAGGGAGGUAGGGCUGCCAUUUUCAGAGAGUGGAAAAAUCCAGAUACAAAAGUUACUGAGUUGUGGGUUUUUUUAGGGGUGGGGUCCAAGUUGUUGAGUAUGCUGGUCAGUAAUCACAGAGUUCAAAGUUGGAGCUAACUCUUUAUUAGCAAAAACACGAUCUCCAUGGACCAUAGCUGUCAACCGUCCCUUAUUUGGUGGGAAAGUCCCUUAUCCCAGCACUGUGUCCUGAUGAUGUCCCUUAAAUUUCCCGGGUUUCAAAGGAAGCAGCUCCUCUCCUUCCCUCCCUGCCGGCCAGGGAGGAGGGAGGCUCCAACUCUGUUGCUUGGAUGUGUUGCUCAUCCAAUAAGGAGUCUAAGAACGACUGGGGGUGGAGCUUGCGUGCCUUGUCCCGAUCAAAUCGGCUGCGUUGCCUGGGGACUCGCCUUUGCUCAGCGCUUCCCAGCGGAGAGGGGACAGUGGUUUCCCUUGCCGCAUCCCCUUUGCCGGGUUGCUGCGCUGUGGGAACCACCGCUUGAGGCUUUGUUUGGCUGCCUGCUGGGCUUUCUGGCUUUGGCUCAGAGGGGCUCAGAAAUUGAACAUACCUGUGCUCUGAAAAGCCCUGAUUUUGGCUGCUGAUCCCUUAUUUCCGAGGCUGCUGGUCCCUUAUUUUCAAAUCUGUAAGUUGACAGCUAUGCCACGGACUUGUUUGAGUUUCAGGCCUAAUGAGCAGAGCAGCUCAUUGCUGAUGGUCUUACUCCAUGAAAAUCAGUUGCCGAGACUGUAAGUCCCUGCCUCUCCACAGCCUCUCCAGGGCUUUUUCCAAGCAAUUGGAGACUGUGCCUGCAUUCAGCCAACCUAUCCUCUGCCCUUUUCAUGCCUUUCCUGGUUUUGGGAGACGAUUCUGGACUUCUCUCUGCCACAGACUCUCCCUGCCCAUUAAGCCCUGUCCCUUCUUCAGCUUCUGACAUUUCCUCCUCCCAGUCUUCUCCCUCCGACCACUCAUUGUGGUCUCCACCCCCAUCGUUCUGCCUGGACACUGAAGUCCAGCGCCGAGGGCCUUCUGGCAGUUCCCUCAUUGUGAGAAGCAAAGCUCCAGGGAACCAGGCAGAGGGCCUUCUCAGUGGUGGCGCCCGCCCUGUGGAACACCCUCCCACCAGAUGUCAAAGAGAUAAAAAAUCUACCAGACAUUUAGAAGACGUCUAAACUGUUCAGGGAAGUUUUUAAUGUGUGACAUUUUAAUGUAUUUUUAAUCUUUGUUGGAAGCCGCCCAGAGUGGCUGGGGAAACCCAGACAGAUGGGCAGGGUACAAAUAAAUUAUUAUUAUUAUUAUUAUUAUUAUUAUUAUUAUUAUCUGGCUCUGAGCCUUCUUCCCUUGGGGGUUUUCCAGCUGGUUCCUCCCGCUAUUCCUCUGCAUCCCACCAUUUCCAGACAGCCUGUUCCUCUUUUCUUGCAGCCAGGAACGCACAGACCGGCUGCUACUACCUGUGUGGAGCGCUGGAGGCGGGUGUGGUGUUGUUGCAAUGGUACGAGCCCAUGCAGAAGUUCAUGCUGGUCAAGGUAAGGGCCUUUGCCUCCACGAGAGGGAAGAGAAGGCACAGUGAAUGCUUUAUAGCACCGGCAGAAGCCAUGCCAGCUUCUGACCAGAUCCCGGAAUGUCCUGUUUUUUGGUCUUGAGCUCUCGUGCGAAUCAGCUGCCUCCUACGAGAGCUCGGGACCAAAAACCAAGCAUACUGAUUAUGAUCAACAGGAUGUUAUGGUAGGGUUACCAGACGUCCCUGUUUCCCAGAGACAGUCCCCAGAUUUGUGAAUAAGUCUCUGGACAAAUUCCAUCUCUGGAAUGUCCCCAUAUUUCUUUUUUACCAACCACCAAAACACUAACAGUGAAACCCCCCAGGCAGCUGAUACAUUGGGUAUACAAUAUUCAAUAAUAUACAUAUUCAAUAAUAUAUUCAAAUUAACCAUAUGUACACUUCUAUAUACCUUAACACUCCUCCUUCCACAAGGUUUAUUUAACUUUUAACAUUUUAAUUGCCCCAAAUUGUUCAAACCUACUCAAAUAAUUCAAUAUCUUCUCAAACCAAUCCUCCUCUUUCUCACUGACCUUAAACCCUUUCGUUCUAUGUAUCUUUGCAGUUAGCUAUUCUAAAAUUAUAAUAUUACUCAGUUUUUUCCUCCACUGGUUCACCCCAGCUCUUCUGCAUUUUUCCAGUUACUUGCUAUAACCUGUCUGGCUGCAAUUACCAUCAGUUUUACCCAUUUGCAUUCCUCUUUUGUUUUUAACUCAGUCCCCGGAUUUCAUCUAAUGUCCCCGGGAAACACAGUCUCAGCAGCCCGGAGCAGUUGGCUCUGGCUAGCUUCAGGAGCUGCUUGGAAGUCCCCAUGUGAUGGUGGUGCAGGGGCUCAAAGAUGUAGCUUCCUGGCUGCUUCCACCGUCCCUGACCCCAGCAACUAAGCUGAAAAGGGAGGCUUCAUGCUGCCUAUUGAAGCAGCCUCCCAACUCCUACUUGAGCCAGUGUGGUGUAGUGGUUAAGAGCGGUGGACUCGUGAUCUGGUGAACCGGGUUCGAUUCCCCGCUCCUCCACAUGCAGCUGCUGGGUGACCUUGGGCUAGUCACACUUCUCUGAAGUCUCUCAGCCCCACUCACCUCACAGAGUGUUUGUUGUGGGGGAGGAAGGGAAAGGAGAAUCUUAGCCGCUUUGAGACUCCUUCGGGGAGUGAUAAAGUGGGAUAUCAAAUCCAAACUCUUCUUCUUCUUCUACUUGCGUGUAAGCAGGAGCGGAGCAGGGAUCUCUCAGCUGUGAAGGGAGGCUUCACGCGGCCUAUCAGAGCUUGGAGGGGGCAGGGAUCUCUCAAUUAGGCAAUGGGAAGCCUCCCUUCCCAGCGGAGGGAUCCCUGCCCCCUCCUGCUUUCAAGCAAGUAGGAGUGGGAUUGGGGCUGCUCUGAUGGGAAGGGAGGCAUCGCGCUGCCCGAGCCUCGCCACUGCCGCCACUCUCAGCCCUCCUUCUCCGCCUUCCAUGCCUGACCCACCAAGCACCGCUUCUCCACCACCACCGAAGAACCAGCAACUCAGGGGAUGCCCAGGGUCAUGGAGAAAGGAGACAGAAGCCUCGGAGGAAGGGGAAACGUGGGGGUUGAGCUGAAGGCGGCGGCCACCCCUCUGCCGCCACCAUCGCUGAAGCAUCAACGUCCCGAACAUUUUUGUUUGUUUGUUUGUUUAGUUGUGUCCGACUCUUCGUGACCCCCUGGACCAGAGCACGCCAGGCACUCCUGUCUUCCACUGCCUCCCGCAGUUUGGUCAAACUCAUGCUGGUAGCUUCGAGAACACUGUCCCACCAUCUUGUCCUCUGUCGUCCCCUUCUCCUUGUGCCCUCCAUCUUUCCCAACAUCAGGGUCUUUUCCAGGGUCUCAUGAGGUGGCCAAAGUAUUGCAGCCUCAGCUUCACGAUCUGUCCUUCCAGUGAGCACUCAAGGCUGAUUUCCUUAAGAAUGGAUAGGUUUGAUCUUCUUGCAGUCCAUGGGACUCUCAAGAGUCUCCUCCAGCACCAUAAUUCACAAGCAUCAAUUCUUCGGCGAUCAGCCUUCUUUGUGGUCCAGCUCUCACUUCCAUACAUCCGGAACGUAAUAUUUAUUUAUUUUAUUUAAAGUGUCCCCGGAUUCAUUGAAAAAAAUCUGGUAACCUUAGGUGGCUUCAACGAUCGCAGCCACUCUCCAUGCAGGGCUACUUCUGCAGGCUUGUCAAGUACCCUUCCCUUCCUUUGCCAGUAUUUCGACUUCCCGCUGCCCUCGCCGCUUCCGGUCUUUGAGAUGCUGACGUCCCCCAAUGAGGAGUACCCGGUGGUCUGUAUCGGGGUGACCAAGGGCCCCCCAGGACAGGCAGUCCAGUUCCAGAUCAUCAACCUCAAUUCCCUCACUUCCUGGUUCAUCGAUGACGACAGCAGUAAGAGCACUUGCAAGUGUGUGUGUGUGUGUUUGCAAAAGCAUCAGGCUGCGGGGAGAUCCAGAGUUGGAGGGGCUGCAUUCUAAUCCAGAAUGGUUGUGGCUAGGAUUUUUGUUGGAGGGGGGGAACCAAAGUUGUGGAGCUUUCCUUGGGAAAUUGGGGGGGGGGGAAAUACCCCAUAAAUAGGAAAUUGUAGGAGGCAGGCUUUUGCUGGACGGAGUGGAUGGGGUGCGGAACCCUAGAUAAUUGAGUAUUUUGGAUGCUUUUCAAUAAUAUUUGUGGAUCCAGGCCCCCCCUCCAGCUAUGCCCAUGCCCAGAGAACAAGAACUGGGAGCGGGGUGGGGGGUGCUUUGCCGACCAAGCAAUAGCAGGUCUGGCUGCCUUGAACCAGGGGGAAACCUUAGCACCUGACAAUGUAGAGGAGGUACAAAUGUACACCAAACUCAAAAUGCCCUAUAUAUAUAUUUUGUUAUAAACACGUUUCUCAACAGAACCUUUGUGUACUGGCCCGGUCCAGGUGACGCAGCUGGACAGCAAGACGGUGAUGGUUCUGAUGAACAGUAAGUACAGAGAGAGGAGGAGGUUGAUGGGCCGGUAGAGUGUCGCCUUCGUGCUUUCUUGCAGGCACAAAAACAAUCUGGGAGCGGCUGCCGAGACCACAUAACACUGGUCUUGAAAGACCUACAUUGGCUCCCAGUACGUUUCCGAGCACAGUUCAAAGUGUUGGUGUUGACUUUUAAAGCCCUAAACGGCCUUGGUCCAGUAUACCUGAAGGAGCGUCUCCACCCCCAUCGUUCUGCCCGGACACUGAGGUCCAGCUCCAAGGGCCUUCUGGCGGUUCCCUCGCUGCGAGAAGCAAAGCUACAGGGAACCAGGCAGAGGGCGUUCUCGGUGGUGGCACCCGCCCUGUGGAACGCCCUCCCACCUGAUGUCAAAGAGAAGAACAACUACCAGACUUUUAGACAACAUCUGAAGGCAGCCCUGUUUAGGGAAGUUUUUAAUGUUUGAGGCAUUACUGUAUUUUGAUAUUGUGUUGGAAGCCGCCCAGAGUGGCUGGGGAAACCCAGCCAGAUGGGCGGGGUAUAAAUAAUUUUGUUGUUGUUGUUGUUAUUAUUAUCUGCUUUGUUUCCCCAGGGAGCGUCCGGUUUGUCAGCCUCAGAGGCAUGCUGCUUCCGUGCCCCCCAGAAGUUGCCUUUGACGUGGCGGUGGAGUCAGUCGGUGAGUCCUUUCUGCCUGCCCUCCCCAGCCCCACCACCUGCUUGUUCCUCUACACCUGGAUCCUGUGUUCUCCUCUCCUUCUCUUCCAAGUUGUUUCUGAGUGUGUCCCAGAGAAAUUUGCGUUUCGGGGGCUUGAUACCAACAGCUUUGGUUCCCCAGAGUGUCUUGGUGGCAGCUGUUAACUGGAGGGCUAAACGAUUUAUUUCCCCCCAACCUGCUGCCCCUUCAUUCCUGUUCUUUGUUUGGGGUGGUGUGCGCUGUGGGCCACGCAGUGGCUUGAUCGCUGCGCAAGAUAUUUCGCUAGGUUAAGGUUUUUUUGGGGGGGACCCCUUUUAGCUUGAGGAUGUUAGUACCACUUUGGAAUAAUUUCCUCCCGACUCCAGAGAAAGCUGUGUUAACGGAGAAAUCUGAGGGCUCCCUUGGACAAAAAAGAAGGACACCAGCCAGGGAUACCCAAGCAAAGCAGCAGCCAGUAGGCUUGGUCUUGAGUGAAGAAUGUCGCGACAGGACUCCCACCUGCCACAAGGUGGAACAAGAUGGAAGCCCCGAAUAAAAGAGCCCCCAAACUUUUAUUAGCUGCUAAUCCCCAUGUUACACCCCCCCAAACUACAUCACUCAUACAUCACGGUUACAUCAUGAAAGGGGAGGUCUGGUGGCAGUAAUCUGAGCAUCCUGGACCCUGCCCCAUGGUUCUCCUUGCCCUCCACCAAACACCCAUCAAGUGUAACAAAAGAGAUAUUUAUAUUUCCCUGCUUCCCAGCCAAGUUAAUCACACCCUUUGGUCUUCAUCUGGGUUUGUUAUUUCUGGAAUGGCUACCUGUCUGGCACUCAGGUAUCAGGAUGCCAGGAAUUAUCACUCAGGCAGAGGGGCUGCUGAGCAGCUGAGCUCACAUGUCUAUAUGAAUUUCUGAAGUUUUCCCUGUGAGCCAGUACAUAGAAACAUUUAUCAGUGAAUUCUUACAUUUGGUAUCGUGCAGCAAAGGCCCUUUGAAUAGAUACGAAGAAACUGCGAUGAAGUGUUUUGUGGGGACAAAUCACAAAAGUCACAAAAGCGAUUGUGCUGAUUUUGUUAGUGGGCUGCAUGUGCAUGAUAUCUGCUGGAGGGGCAACCCGCCCCCCAACCUAUACAUAAAUUCCUGCAACAGCUGCAUCUCCAAGCCCAGUGUGAGGCAUCCCAAGUAAAACUGGGGAAGGCGACUGCGGCAGACUCUGAAUUCACUUUUGCCUCUUUCUCUUCACAGCGGUGGUGAGGAACUGUGUGCACGCCUUUUGGUGCCACGGUGUGCAGAUGUGGCCUCUUGGAUCAGGACAGGUACAGAGGGAUCCCUCCUUCCAGCAUUGUGUCAGAGCUGGGCUUCUUGGGAGACCAGGCCAAAGGCCCAUAGAGGGAGGGUGAAUUCCUCACUUCCCGCAGUCUCAAACCUCUUCUUCCCGUUUUCUUGUGGACGUUCUGUCAGGCCAAGGUGCUAAGUGGGUUCUUAUUUCCUCUUUCUGGAACCCUCCAUCUUCCGCCCUCCCCUGCUGUCGCUCCCUCUACAUUUUUUUUUUGCAGAAAUGAGAGUAAAUCAAGCAACAAAACGCCAACCUUGCAGGGUAUCCUUGCAGAACAGUUUCCAGCUCAGGAGCCGCUCUUUCCGUUUCUCCCAGCCUCUUUACCCUGCUUGUUGCAGCAGAAUAGCCCUCUUACCUGGGCAUCCAGGGCGUGCCCCCGUUUCCCUACACUUGAUCCCAGAGGUAUAAGAUCAGGGGUUGGCAACCUAAGGCCCGGGGGCCGGAUGCGGCCCAAUCACCUUCUAAAUCUGGCCCAUGGACGGUCCAGGAAUCAGAGUGUUUUUAAAUGAGUAGAAUGUGUCCUUUUAUUUAAAAUGCAUCUCUUGAGUUAUUUGUGGGGCAUAUGAAUUCGUUCAUUAUUUUUUCCCAAAUAUAGUCCUGCCCCCCACAUGGUCUGAGGGACGGUGGACCGGCCCACGGCUGAAAAAGGUUGCUGACCCCUGUAUAAGAUGCUUGCCCCAAGGCUAAAGGGGUUGGGGGCUGGUUGCUGCUUCCCAAGCGAACUUAGACUGGCUCCUUUUGUUAUCCUUCUGCUGGCAGGCUGAGACCUUUCUGCUCAGACAGGCCUUUCGAAAACCAAGGAGCAGAUAGUUCCGACCACUGGGCUGCCAUCAGGGCAGAGUAGAUUUUAAUUGCUGGUUCUAAAUGGGUUCUGGUAAAUUUUAAUUAUUGUUUUAAAACUGGCUUUUCUUUGAUUACAUUGCAACAAUUUUUUUGAAUGGUGCAAGUCGCCUUGAAUCCCAGCUUGGGAGAAAGGUGGGGAAAAAAUACAUUUAAUAAUAACAAUAAUCCUGACACAACCCCACUACUUCUCAGUUACAACAGGAGGUGCAGGAUCAACGGUGGACUUUCCGUUCAAUAGGAACCUCCAGGUAGGUUUCAGAAGGAUCUAAUUUUAUCUGUAUACAGCAGAGAAGCAAUGACAACCACAAAUUAGGUUUGGGACCCCAAUGUGCCUUUGGGCAUCUUGGCACUUUGCUUGGUACCCUUCUUGGCACCCAUCAAAGCCCCCGUGCCCCUUCCAGUUCUAUUUAAUUUUUUAUUUAAAAAAAUAUGGGUGGUUGUGUGGUUGGGAGUAUUGCCCCUCUUUGUUGGGGCCGCCACAUUUUUUUCCCAUCCGUGCUUUAUUUGUGUUGUGGGGUGCGGUGUCCAUUGAAUUUGAGCAUCACCAGUUUUUAUUCUGUGCCAUGGGUAUUCUGGACUCUUUAUCCAGGUCUGCCCCGAUUGAGAAAAUCUUCAAGACUUACUGGGCUCCCUGAGCAGCUGUGCCAGCCCAUCUGGGAGGGUGUACCCCACGAUCUUGGGCAGGUUCAUGCAGGGAGUCUCAGUCUGCAGCCCCCUGUGACACCAGAAGCCCCCUCAAAAACACCACCACCCAAACAGCCGCUCACCUGUGCCCUGUGCCAGUGUGCUGUAGUGGUUAAGAGCGGUGGACUUGUAAUCUGGUGAACCGGGUUCGCAUCUCCGCUCCUCCACAUGCAGCUGCUGGGUGACCUUGGGCCAGUCACACUUCUCUGAAGUCUCUCAGCCUCACUCACCUCACAGAGUGUUUGUUGUGGGAGAGGAAGGGAAAGGAGAAUGUUAGCUGCUUUGAGACUCCUUCGGGUGGUGAUAAAGCGGGAUAUCAAAUCCACACUCUUCUUCUUUUUCCAUCCUCUGCCAGCACCGUCGUGUUAGAGACCCGGCCUGUGGGCGAUCCAAACUCUGCCAGCAACCUCUACGUGCCAGAAUGACACUUGCCCCCCUGUCCUGCCUACAAGUGGAGCAUGUGUGCCAAAACGCCCCCUGCCACCCUCUCCCUGUCUCUGACCCUCACAGGCAUGGAGAGCCUUAAAGGAGGAGCUGGGGGGGUGAGUGGGUGAGAGGAGCCAGCCUGCCUCGGCACUGGUCCUCAAGGGCCGCUUAGCGUUGUGUCGUUCAGGGCCACUGGGCCUGCCUUGUGGCCCCCUUCCCAACAGGCACAGAGCGACACACCAACCUCCUGGUUUCAUGGGUCUUCCUUUUACGUAUCACGCCACGCCAGUAAAAAAGCAAUUUUUUAAAAAAGCCUUCGUUCUUUGCU